Episyrphus balteatus (marmalade hoverfly) is the source of this 66769-nucleotide messenger RNA. It is a transcript of the gene Msp300, whose product is annotated as muscle-specific protein 300 kDa. Gene Ontology annotation, cellular component: cytoplasm; meiotic nuclear membrane microtubule tethering complex; nuclear outer membrane. Gene Ontology annotation, biological process: nuclear migration. Gene Ontology annotation, molecular function: actin filament binding. The transcript has 30 exons. The record is from RefSeq and is a predicted model, not a curated record. Bases 592 to 65937 code for a protein of 21781 amino acids. NCBI's taxonomy places the organism in Eukaryota, Metazoa, Arthropoda, Insecta, Diptera, Syrphidae.
CUCUCAUAUGGAAAUUACUUUGAAACGAACUUCAGUAUCGAACCGGCUUUCUUCAUAGACGGACUUGAAUUCGGAAUAAAUUGCUUAAAAAAAGCGUUCAACCUACUUUUAAUUAAUGCGGAGUGAAGUAAAAAAAAAGUUAUAAUCUAGUGAUGAUAGAUAUUCACUUGAAUAAUGUGAAUCCAAAAGAUUUACAAAAUUUGUUUUGUUUAUUUUUUAAAAUUGAAUUAAAGUAAAACCAUCCUAUAGCCACAGCCUUAAAAAGAAAAUUAACUACUUAAUUAACCUUUUGAAGAGAAAAUAGUUGAAUAUAUGUAUGUGUUUGUGAGACGUUAAUAUCCCGAAAAGGUGGUAAAGAGAGGCAAGAAAAAGCCUGUAUAUUUGUGUUUUUGGCUUAAAGGCCAUUUAAAUUUGUAUUGAGCUGUGAAUUAAACCAUUAUAAUCUUAGAGCCUUAAAAUUAAAAGAAGUGAAAAGGUUAAUCUGUUAAGCAUAUUUAUGAACAAUACCACUGAAUUGGCUUUCUUGAAAAUUGGAACAAAUAUAAAUUAAAAAAAAAAUAUAAUACAAAAGCUAAAUGAUAAAUCAAUGAAAUGGAUAGAAAACAGGAUCUUACUCCUUCGCCAAAGUUGGCGAAGAGCGAUGAUGAGGGAGGAGGGAGAGCAAGGGGACAAGGUUUAGAUAGUAUAGAGCAUUCAAAAAGUGUGUUCGAAAUUCAGGUUAGAGAAUAUGAAACAUUUAAGGAAAAGCUGCCAUCAACAACCACACCAAUAACUUUCGAGAGCAGUACAGAAAUUCAAAGGAGUAGUACUCCAACACUUACACCCACUCAUCAGCAACGCUUGAGACAAAAAAUUGCUCUUUAUGAAAAAGUAUGGUCAUCAGGUAGUAGUACCAUGAAACGUCAUUCAGAUGACUCCUCGGAAAGUUUUUCCAUGGAAGGUGAGUUGGGGGAUGAAAGUGUAUUUGAUAUAGAUGUGCCUGCUUAUGAAAAACGACUCAAAGAGGAACGCGAUGGAAGAAAUGCAGAAAGUCCUACAAUACCUUUCGUAAAACUUCGAUCAACUCCACAACCCUUGCCCAGAAGUUCUAUUCCAAGUGAAAAGACCCCAAAAAGUCCAUUUAAUGUUACUUUACGCCAUACAACCCGAGACAUUCCUGAAGAUGGUUGUGGUACAUCCUUCAGGCGAGGUGGUUCUCCUGAACAAUAUUUUGCAUUUGAAAAGAAAACGUUGCGAACAACUCGUGAGACCACUUCGUCCGAUGGCAUUAAAACUAUUGUAACAACAACAACAGUAGGAAACCCUGAUGCACCCACCCACACUCAUCACAUUCAAGACAGGAUUAUUCGUCAGCAACAAUAUCCUAGUGGUAGUAGUGACCGUGACCGAGCUUCAUCUGAGGAGCAUGAGACUCGUAUUCGAGCGUCGAGUCGCUGUAGCUCCACGCCACCCCGCACAAUUGAUUUGACCGCUGGAGGACAGCAAAUUUUAAUUAAAUUUGAUGGAGGUUCUAGCACUGACGAGACUGAUGACAUCAACCGGCUAACAGGCGAAGGUAAAGUUCAAAAUAAUGUUAUGGAAACCUCUGAAAGUAUUAUCACUGUUGGCAACCGUUCGGCUGGCUACCCUGGACAACUACAAAAACAACCUUCUUCAUGGAAAAGAAAAACAAAAACGACGACAAGGAUUUUUUCCAGUUCGACCUCUUCCACGCCUUUUAUCGAAGCAAAAACCAGUUUACGCGAGGGCGGCGAUUUAGACGGUGGUGAUGUCAACCGAACUAUUGGUGCUACUUCAACUGGCGGUGGUGGCAUAUCAAUUACUUCAUCUGCAAUACAUAUUAGUGGUGAUAAUAGUAACUCCGCUGGAAGCAAUUACUUUGAACCAACAGCUUCCUUUGCAACUUCCUUAGAACCACCAAUCGAAACGAAAAUUAGUGAUUCCAGCGUGACAAGGAGUGCAAUCGAAGAUAGACAACAUAUCGCAUUUAGUAGCAGUACAACUGCUAGUAGCAGUUGCAAUACCGAAUACAAGGAAUUUCAGUCUACAAUGGCAGCGAUUCAUUUUGCUCGUAGUAACUCGCAAUACGAUAGCCAUAUCAAGGAAAAGAGAGAGGAACAAGAACGUGUGCAGAAGAAAACGUUCACUAACUGGAUUAAUUCAUACCUCUCAAAGCGUAUUCCGCCGCUUCGAGUAGAUGACUUAAUCAACGAUUUACGCGAUGGCACCAAACUCAUUGCGUUAUUGGAAGUUUUAUCUGGGGAACGAUUACCCGUGGAGAAAGGACGAGUCUUACGACGACCACAUUUCCUCAGCAAUGCAAAUACUGCCUUACAGUUCUUAGCUAGCAAAAGAAUUAAAUUGGUCAACAUUAACCCAGCAGAUCUAGUGGAUGGGAGACCGCCAGUUGUGUUGGGAUUAAUUUGGACAAUAAUAUUGUACUUCCAGAUUGAAGAAAAUAGUCGUGCUUUAGAAUACCUAGGCCAAGGAAUAAGUGGAUCCGUAAGUUCGUUAGAUAGCGUUGGUAAAACUGUUACUGAUUCAAAGGCUGAGAAAUGGAAGCAAGGUGCAAGAAAGACCCUUCUUAACUGGGUAACCAAUGCUUUGCCAAAAGACAUUGGCGUAGAGGUGCGUGAUUUUGGCGCUAGUUGGAGAGAUGGUGUCGCAUUCCUUGCACUUAUCGAUGCAAUCAAAGCCAACUUGAUAAACUUAGCUGAACUUAAAAAAGCUACCAAUCGUCAACGAUUAGAAACUGCUUUCGAUGUAGCAGAAACAAAACUCGGUAUUGCAAAACUUUUAGAUGCUGAGGAUGUGGAUGUUCCAAAACCUGAUGAAAAGAGUAUUAUGACCUAUGUGGCCCAAUUCUUACACAAGUAUCCCGAACCAAAGGGUGCUGGACAAAGUACUUCUGACAUUCAACUUGAGGCCGAUAAAUUAAGACAUUGGUUACAACAGAAAACCCAAGAAUAUGAACCAAUGGUUAUGCAAAACUCUUUUUCGAGGGACUUUGGCGAAUAUCUUAUUGCCAGAUCUGAAAUUGAUGCUCAUUAUGCGAUUUAUCAUAGAAUUCAAAAUCUUGUAGAAACUCAAAGUGGGUUUUUGCAGGUUUCGAAGCAAUCCUGGGAAGAAAUCCAUAACUUGUGGCAAUUAGUUCAAUAUCAAAUAAUGUAUUGGCUGUGGCUUUUGGAUUCCGAACUUCCCGGAGACUUAGGUACGGUUGGCAAGUGGCUAGCUGAGGCCGAAAAACUUUUACUAGACAAUGAAAUUCCGAGUACUAUGAAUGAAGAGACUGCAUCAGUGAUAAGUAGAAAGCUGGAAGAGCAUAAAUUAUUUUUUGCACAACUACCCAAAAUUGAGGCCUUAUUCGAAAACGCAAAACGAUCUCCAUAUGCUCAGAACGUGCCUUUGGAGCAACUUAGAAAUAUAGAAGUUCGAUUACAAGAAAUCGGACCAAAAGCAGUCGAGAGAAGGAUUAAACUUAAGUUCCUAGAACACAAAUGUUGCCUUAUAGCUUUCCUUAACUUAGUCGAAAAUAAAAUGAAAGGAUGGACGGGAAAAUAUGGAGUAGAAGAGAAAGUCCAACAACAGUUGGAACAGUAUAAAAACUUUGUUUCGCGCAAUAAAAUUUUCCAAGAAUUUCAAAAGGCUUUUGUUGAUAUGCAGCAAGUUGUUGACGAAUAUAAACGCGACGGUAAUGUUUCGCGCAAAGAAACUGCAAACAUUGAUCAGUUUAUGUUCGAGACCGAAGAACGUUGGAAGCGUGUUUCAAUGGAGCUCAAAUGCUGCCAGAAUUCUCUAGAAGAAGUUGUGACAUGCUGGAAGACUUGGAACUCAUUGAGUCCGGUCUGUGAAGACUGGCUCAAUCAAGCUGAAAGAAAAGUCAACGAGUCCGAAGACGAUCGUUUGGAGUUCUUCCAAGAUAUUGGUAUGUGGAAAGACAAAUUCCAAACACUAUCAAGUUCUGCUACAUAUCUCAUCGCGUCUUGCCAGGAUCACAUUGCUGGUGAUCUGAGAAACAAACACGGCAUGUUGUCAGAAAGAUUUGAAAGACUUUUUGCCAAUACCAAACAGUAUAUGCACGCUGGUGAUAUUAUACGUUCCAGGCAGGAGUAUAAAUCUGGUAUUGAGAAGCUGAGUACUUGGCUCCUCAAUGCUGAAAGAAAACUUCAUCAAAAACAUUCCCUUGGAAAUACUGAAGAAAUCAAAAACUACGCCGAGGAGCUGCAGCGCUUAGCUGGUGAAAUUGAUGAAAAUGAAGAACUUUUCAAGACAAUAAGCCGUAGUUUUCAAGGUCUGAUUCAAGAUUUGUCUCGAGAAGAAGUGGAUAAAACUAUGAAAAUUCUGAAACAAGAAAAGGAGAGCUUGGUAAGAGUACGUGCAAAAAUCCCAAGCAAACUUCAUCUUAUCCAUCAAUUGAUUAUCCAACAAGAAUCCUUGGAAGCUGGACAAAAGGAGAUAAAUCAAUGGUUGAACGAAGCUGAAAAUAUACUCAGCAAGAACACUCUAAGUGGUGGAAGGGAAAGUGUCUACGAGGAACUUAACAAAAUCAAAACAUUCUUCUCUAGAACUGUUUACUACCGAUCAAUGUUGGAAAGCAAAAACAAAGUCUUUCAAAAUUUAUUAAAGUCUGUAGCCGAAGACGAGGCAAUAGACACAAAUGCAGCCAGGCAAUCUAUGCAACAUUUGAAUGACAGAUUCAAUUAUGUCAUUCAAAACGCUCAGCAAUUGGAACAAAAAUUGAAUGACACGGCAAUCAGCUGGAAUAACUUUAAGGACAACGAGCAAAUUGUCAGCGAAUGGAUUUCGCAAGCUGAAGCUGCCUUAUCUGAAAAACUUAUUGAAUCAAAGAGUGUGAUUGAAAAUCAAAAGCAUUUCUUUGAAAAUGUUAACGAAUCUUGGAUGAAGAACCUAGUCAGUUCUGCUCAUGAGUUGUCUAGAUGUCUUCCUGAAAGUGAGCAAAUUCCAAUAUUAGAAGCUGUGGAAAAACUUCAGGCCAGAUGGCAAAAUGUGCUGUCUCAAGCUCCUUUGCAUUUGCUUAAGUUAGAGUUCCGUCUUGAUGAAAAUGUUUUCCACCAAUAUAUGAAGGAAAUUGAAAAAGAAAUUCAUUUGGAGGAGCAAGCCCUGAACCGAAACGAAGACAUUGAAUCCAUUUUGAACCGCAAUAAAAACUUUUUCAGCACUCAGGGAGCAUUACCCCGUAUUGAGAAUUGUCUCGAUACUAUGAAGCGUUUAAGUCAGGCCUAUACCUCUCAAAUGCCUAGCGAUGGAAGUCUAAGGUCAAGCUACCUUACAGCUGAACAACAAUGGCAGGAUGUUAACAAUAGGAUUGAAGACCUCGUACAAACUUUGCAGCAAAUUCCCGCCCAGUGGGAGAAUUAUCAUCGUAAGUUCAACGAAAUGGUCACUUGGAUGAAUUCUGUAGACAAAAGCUUGAAGAAUAUUGUCAAUGAAGUCAAUAGUAUGGAAGAAUUUGAAAAGGAAAAAGUGGUUUUCCAGAAAAUUUGCCAGGAAGCAGACAUGAAACGUGAAGAUAUGAAAUGGCUUGUCAAGACUUUGGAUUCCUUACUUGGUUAUGCUACAGAAAAUGAAGCAAAUAUUGAGCAAAAGCAGUUGGAAGAUCUAAUUGCUCGUUAUAAGAAUUUAAUUCCUACCAUUGAAGUGACCAUGGUGAAGACUGAAGUGUUUUCGAAAUGCUUCACUUAUCGCCGAGAAGUCCAUGAAGUUGUGUGCCUUUUGUCUAAAGUUAAAGAACAAACAGCAAAUGCUUCUGCUCCAGAUAGCCUUGAAAAAGUCAACAAAAUGAUUCAAGAGCAACAAUACGCUAUCAACCAGUUGGAUCAUCAACGACCACACAUCAUGUCGAUGUUGCAACGUGGUCGGGAUCUAAGCAAAGAUGUGCAUGCGCCAUCCUUUGUCGAUACUGAAGUUAAAAACCUUGAAACUGGUUGGAACGAAGCUUAUACAGAGACCGUUGAUAAAUUACAAACACUUAAGGGCACUCAAAGUGUCUGGAGUGAGUUUGUUGAUCAAAAGAAUGAUAUUUUCUCAUUACUUCAAACUGCAGAAACUGAGCUUAGAGCUCUAACACCAUUGCAAACCGAUCCGAAAAAUGUAAGCCAAGACUUAAAGGCGAAACGAGAGUUAAAUGUUGCUCUGCAGCAGGCCUCUCAUCAACUAAUACCCAAGUUGCAUGCUCUAAGAGGACAACUUGCUCCAUUAGCAGCCACUGAAAAGCGUCCUAUCCUUGAAAAGGAAGUUGCUGAGGUUGAAAAAAUGUUCUUUAAUACUAUGGAGCACGUUAAAGACCGUGUGGGAUAUCUUGAAGAUUAUAGCGCCAAGUGGAAUAACUACAAAUCUCGCCUUGCUGAACUUCAAGAGUGGGCAAACAAAGUGGCUCCAAAGAAUAUUGAAGCAUUGCAAUCCGAAGACUUGACUCCAGAAGAACGCGUUGCUAAGGCCAACUCACUUAAGAGUAUUCUAAGCGAUAAAAUGAAACAACUUGAUAUUUUGGCUGCCGAUGCAUCGGAACUCGCUCCAAAGGAGGGUAACGUUGCAGAAGCUAAACGACUAAAGGCCGAAAUAGUUAAACUUCAAGAGGUCUUUAGCGCCAUUAAUCGCAACGUAAGUCAUCAAGCUCAAGCUGUCCAAGAAGAUCUCCUAAAUUGGCAGCGUUAUCAAGCCGGAAUUCAAGAAAUCAAACCAUUAAUUGAGGAUUCCGAAAUCAAGGUAAAUACAUUAGUCCCCAAGCCCCUUACCUUACAAGAAGCGCUUCAAUUACAACAGAACGCUAGUCAGUUUGAAGCACAAUGCCAAGAGCAACUGGACAGACUCCAAGGCAUAUCAAACAUAAGUCAUCAAAUGUUAUGCAAAACAAAUGCCCCUGAUGAAUUAGAUGCCAUGCACUCCCGUUGGACCGCUAUUCAUGAGAAUGCCAAGCAAACUAACAAUAAGUUACAAAAACUAGUUUCCACUUGGCAAUCUUUUGAUGCGGAGGCUGCGAAAUUAGAAUCGUGGGUAGAUGAUGGAGAGAAAAUGAUCGCCAAGAGAACAUCGCUUUUAAAUUCUCCUCAUGUAGACAAACUUGAAAAAGAGUUGGUGAAAUUGAAAUCGUUUAACAACGAAAUCUCCGAGCAACAAGCUAGGCUUGUGGCCUUAGGCCAAUCGAGUGAUCAAAUUGGUCUUCAUUUAGCUCCUGAAGGCGCAGCUGCGAUUAAAGAUCGAGUAACUACCAUGAAAGCAAAACUAAUGAAGCUUUCCGAAGUAACGAGAGCUAAAAUCAACGAAGUGUCUGACGCAAUUAUAGCCCGACAAGACUUCAACGCGAAAAUGGCAAACUUCUCUUCUUGGAUGGAUCAUCUUCGAACUCAAAUAGCUCAAGUUGAAGAGAUUCAUCCAGAAGCCGUUGAGACAAGCCUUCAAGUAAUUCAUGCCCUAAUGCAAGAACAUGCCGACAAGAAACCAAGUUUCAAUUCAAUAUAUGAUGAAGUUAAACAGCUUUCGUUAAGCUCUUUACCCGAAGAUGCAAAUACUUUGAAUGAUUCCUACACUGAUUUGGUUGUUAACUUCCAAAACUUGGAGACCAACAUGCAGGAAAAGAAAAAUCUUCUCGAAAAGUGGACCGAAAUUUUAGGUUGGAAGAAUGAAACUGAGAACCAUCUCAAUUAUUUGAAACAUCAACUAGAAAAGUCUGAUAUUCCUGGUUCCGAAGAGUUGACGAAAAUCGUCAAUGAACUCGACGGAAUCGCUAAGCCUUUCACGUACUGGAAAAAUCAAGCAAAAGAAAUUGACGAGAAUCCUGUUGUUCAACUAAAGGAGCCCGUAACUCGACGUCCAGUAUUAGCCACAAAGUUGGUGAACGAUCUAGAAAAUAAAUUAGAUAACUUGAAAAUUCGAUCACAGAACCAAAAACUACAACAAGAACAACUCGUCGUUAGAAAGACCAAAUUCGAACAGCUUGAGAAUUCUUUUGGUCAAAAUCUCCAAGCUCAUCGUGGUAAACUUGCAAGCAUUUUGAAAAUACAUCCAAACUUGGAGAACAUUGACCAGAUUAUAGCAGAUUUGGUUGCUCUAAAUGCAGCUUUGAAACCACAGGAAUCUUUGAAACACAAAAUUCAUGAUGAAGGUUCUAUGCUUAUGAAAGAAGACAUUGCAAGCAUGCCAGCUAUCCAGGAAGUACUUCUGGUUAUGGACAAGAACUAUGAUAUUCUUCAAAAUGAUAUUCAAGACCGAAUUCAAAAAUAUACUCUAUUGAGUCAAGGUUUGAAAGAAUACGCUGAUGUUAAGGAUAAAUUCGAAAAAGAAUUGAAAAAAGCAAAUGAUUUCCAUCACUCUAUUUCAACACAGCCUCAUGAUGAAGUUGAGUUGCAACAAGCCGCAGAUAAAACUCGAAAAUCCCUUGAACUGAUAAGAAAGUGUAAAAAUAAUUUGGACGAGCUAGAACGAAAGGGAAAUAACGUUGCUAAAUUCUUUGCCAGCAUUGGUGAAGAAGUCCCGAAAGAAAUCGCUUCUGACUUUGCCAAAGCAAAACAACAAUGGCAAGAUUUGCACGACAAGGCAUCAAAGAAUGCUCACCAGUACGAAACUGAAACAGUAAUCUUGAGUCAGAUUGAAGAUGCCAAAAAGGACAUCCUUCCUUGGUUAUUAGAAACAAACCAAGGUCUCUGUGAUGCAGCUGAUAACACAAUUGAGAUUGAAUUCGCACCGAUGAGAUUAAAUAAAUACAGAGCCGACUUGCCAUCAUAUCUUAUUCUUAAAAAUGAUAUUGCAGACAAAUCUCAAGAGCUUCUUAAGGUCAAUGACGGUGUACCCAUUCCAGCUCUUGAAGCCUUAAACAUACUUCUAUCAGAUCAGUUUGCUGAAGUUGAAGCAAACGCAAAUCGUUUAGAAUCCAUAACAACCUCGUUCAACGAAAAAGAGCAAGACAUUAGAAGGAAUAUUAAAAUGGCUGGAGAGGAUUUGAGCAAACUUCGCGAAGCUCUAGUUAGGUGCGAUGAUAUGUCAGGUGACAAUUCAAAAAUCAUGGAACGCCUGCAGCUUUGCAAAUCCCUCCGAGAGCAAUUGGAUAACAAUGGCAACAUAAUCGAUAACCUGAAAGAGCGUGUUGAUGAGUUACGUUUGUUGUAUCCAACUUUCAGUGAAUCAAUCAUCCCCAAAGAGUUGAACAAUGUUCAGAAAAGAUUCGAAAGUGUUGACCUAUAUGGCAAGAAAAUCGAAAAAUCUCUGCUACAAUUCCUAAAGAAAAUCCAUGCUGAUAAAGUUGGAAUGCUAAAACGUAUGAUAAAUACACAACAAGAGAAAGUAGCAUGGUGCCAACCAGAGUCUUCAAGUGACAAGUAUAAUCUUGAUGUAAAAAAAUCUUCGCUUCAAGAAGUCAAUAAGGCAAUUGCAGAAUGCCAGCAACGUCAUGGUGAAAUAUUGAAUUCACUUCAGUUCUUGAGCCUUGUUGAUAGUCCCGAGAACAUAGCGGAAUUAAAUAGAGAAGCUAAUGCGUUGAGUGAUGAAAUGAAGGCUCUUCAAAACAGCUUUGAUAAAAUUAAGCAUGUCCUCAAUGAAAACUUUGACUUGUGGAGUCAAUAUGAAGAAGCAAACGAACAAAUUUCUUCGUGGUUGAGAGAGGUCGAAGGUCGUGCAAAGACUGAAACUAGUAAUCAAAUUAGUUUGCCUGAUAUUCAAGGUAAACUUAAGGAUCUCAACAACUUCCAAGCUGACGUCCAAAACCAUUCACCAAUUAUGUCAAAUCUGGAGAAAAUCUCGCAGCAGUUAGUAGAGAAAAAUCCUGAAGCCCGAAUUGGUCAAUUUGUUAACCAUUUGGUACAAAGAUAUCAGACUGUUUCAAAGAGUCUAGCAAGUUAUAUUGAUCGCGUUAAAAAUGCCAAGCAAAACAAUGAAAACUUUGUUAAAGCCAAAAAUGACUUCCAUGAUUGGUUUGAAGAUGCAAAAAUUGAAUUCCAAGAGCUUGCUCGUAUGGGAUCUCCAGGAUCGUCUUCAGCUACAGCUCAACAACUGCAAACUAUCAAAAACUACUUGAGAACUUUUGACAAUGGCCAAAUGUUACUUAACAAUGCCGUAGAUGUUGGAGAAGUACUUUAUCCAUUGGUAACACCACAAAACAGAGAAGCUAUUCGUGCUGAUUUAAGAAAAUGUCGUGAGAACUACGAUUACUUGCGCGAUGAGGCAAAUGCGUUGAUGCAACAAGUGGAAGCUGUUUUGAUUCAAAAAACUUCAAUUGAAGAAAGUUGCACUCAGGUUUCAAGUUGGCUUAGUGAAUCUAAAGCCAAGGUCUCAGACUCUGGGGAACUGUAUCCGACCCUUGUCGCUAAAAAAGCUGCUCUACAAAACUAUAAAGUUCUUUUGCAGGAAAUAACCCUGCAUAAGAAUGCUCUCAAGCAGCUACAUGACAAAGCGGUUAACUUGUGUGAUGACGAAUCAGAACGUAAAACUGAAGAAUCAAUCCGAGAAUAUGAUGAUAUGUCAAAGAAAAUUACCGAACGUAUAAAUGUUGUCAGCGAUCAAGUUAUGAAACAUGAAGCUUACGAUCAGGUUCUUGAGAAAGCUCAAGAUUGGCUUAACACAAUUAAGUCUGAGGCAAUUGAUAUUCUCAACGAAACAACUUUCGAGAAAGAAGGAGCUGAAGAGAAACUUAUUGUUGUGGAAAACCUUAUUCAACAAAAACCAGAAGGUGACUCAAUUUUCGAAACGUGUCACAAGCUUCUCCAGACCGUUCUUACUCAGACACAUCCAAGUGGACAUCCACUGUUGUUGAAGAGUUUCGAAGAGCCCAAAAAAGCUUGGCAAGAAUUUAUGUUACUCUGUGAGGAUUCGUUAGUAAAACUGAAACAACUCUGCAGUAAAUGGGAUGAAUUUGAAGGCUUGAUUGAUGGCAUUGACUCUUGGAUGAAAAAUGUUGAAAACAUUGUUAAGAAUCAAAGUCUCAAGAGCACUGCCGAAGCCAAGAAGGCAUAUUUAGAACAACUUAAAGAAAUUGGACGUGACAUCGCCGACCGUGCUCCAGGUAUUAACGACCUGAUGGACCAAGGGCGUGAAAUUGAAGGUGAAACUGACUUGAAUCUCAAACUUUCUCGUUUGAAUACACGCUAUCAAACUUUGAAGAAUCUGUGCAAAGAAAGUACAACAAAGUAUACAAACUAUGUGAAAGAUCACGAAACAUUCAACGACGAUUAUGAAAGCUUCAAGAAUAAACUCCAAAACUGUGUAGACGAACUUGCUAAGAACAAUGAAGUUGUUGGUGACUUUAACAUUUUGCAAGAAAGGCAAAAUAAGAUUCGUGAAAUGUCUGAUAAUCGAAUUAAUGAUUCAACACCUUUCGAAGCCCUUAUUGACUGUGGUGAGAAGCUUUAUAGCCAUACAAGUCCCGAUGGCAGAGAAAUAAUUCGCCAACAGCUUCGAUCACUGCGUACCAUGUGGGAUAACUACACUGAUGAUCUUAAUUCUUCAGCACAAAAAAUUGACCAUUGUCUUCUGCAAUUCAAUGAAUUCACAAUUGCCCAAGAACAACUCACAAAAUGGCUCAAGGAUGUUGAUAAGGCCAUGCAGAGUCACACUGAAUUGAAAACCACUUUACAAGAAAAACGAGCUCAGCUGCAGAACCACAAACUCCUCCAUCAAGAAAUAACAACCCAUAACGUUUUGGUUGACAAUGUUUGCGAUAAAGCUCAAAUGUUGGUUGAUCAAAUAAAGGAUAAUUCUCUAAAUGUCUAUUUGCAGUCUAUUAAGCAAAUCUUUAGCAACAUCGUUAAUAAAUCAGAAGAUAUAUUAACCAAUUUGGAAUUGUGUGCAGAAUCCCAUGCUGAUCUCAAUAACCUAAUAUCAGCUGGAAAGACAUGGAUUUCCAACGAAAAAGAAAAACUGUUAGACUGUGAUGAUUCCUAUGGUGAAAAAGCUGAUAUUAAACGAAAAAUUGAUAUUUUGGCUCGUCUAACUGAUUCCAAACCACAGGGAGAGCAAAUAAUCAAAGACAUUCGUAGUCAUUUGGAAAAGGUCAAGCCCACUACCUCCACAAAGGGAAAUGAAACCUUGGAAAAAGAAAUUGACGAACUAGAAACAACAAUUAAAAGUCAUUUCCAAGACAUCGAAGGUAUUGCAGGCAAGCAGCGCGAUGUGCUGGCCCAAUGGAAUAACUUUGAAAAGAACUUAGAAGAACUGACCAAGUGGUGUCGGGCUGCUGAGAGUGUCUUCCGUGACCAGCAAUUGCAAUCGACAUUUGAAGAGAAGAAUCAUCAGCUCGAAAAAUAUAAAACUCAGCGUGAUCUUAUCAUGCAAAAAGAAAAAGAGAUUGACACCUUUGCUGAUGCUGCUCAUUCAUUGCUCAAUAAUUGCGGCACUGAUCGCCUCAAGAAUCUUACUUCUCAAAUAACAAACCGAUAUCAUUUACUGCAGGUUCUAAGUAAGGAAGUUGUCAAUCGCUGGCAAAAUCUGGUGGAUGACCAUCAGAUCUAUAGUGAUAAGUUGAAUGAAAUCAAUCUUUGGUUGCAACCGAUUGAGAAACAGCUAGAAAAGGCUCUUAAAGAUGAGCCAUCACAGUCAGCAAACAUUUUGCAAGUUUUACUUUCUGAAAGAGAGCAAGCUGAUAAUCUCCUAUCAUCUCUAAACAUCGCUGGAGAAAAAGCUCUUCCCGAAACAUCAACUCAAGGCAGAGAAAAAAUUCGUCAGCAACUACGAGACAUACGUGAUCGCUGGGAUAAACUUGAUGAAGGUAUCAGAAAUCUUCAAAAAUUGCAGGAAGCCCAGACUGUUCAACUUUCAAGCUAUCAAGAUAUCUACAAUCAAAUUUUGAAUUGGUUGGACUCAGUUGAAAAGACAUUGAAGAAUGAAAAUCCUAAUACUUGGACAUCUGGACAAGAAAUUCGUUCCAAAAUCUUCAAAUACAAAUCAACAACUCAAGAUAUCAAUUCACAUAAGCGAAUCAUUGAAGGUGUCAAUGAAAAGGCAACAAUUCUGCUAGAAGCAUCAGUUCCGGUCAAUGCAAAUGAAAUCAAAGCCGAAAUCGAUGAUAUCAAUAGUCGAUAUGAUAAGGUGGUUCAAGGUUGUGCAACGCUAUUGAGUGAGCUCGAAAAGGCCUUUGAUGUCUACCAACAAUUCAGCGAUUUACAAAAAUCUCAACAGGACUAUCAGAAAAAUCUGUGGGAUCGACUAACCGGCUACUCUGACUAUUCUGGUAAUAAGGUAGCACUCCAAGCUCGUCUUAAUAAAGUAAUCGAAAUCCAAGAUGCUCUACCCGAAGGAGUCGUCAAGCUUCAAGCACUUUCUAAUCACAUUGAAAAUCAAACAAAAACGCUUCCUGCUCGUUCGAAAGAAGCAAUGGCACGUGAUUUGGCGAACUUAAAUGCAGACUUUGAAAAAUUCAGCAGCUCAUUGAGUGAUGUAAAGAGUAGCUUAGAAAAUCGUCUUCAGCAAUGGAACGAUUACGAAACAAACCUUGACCGUUUGAUAAACUGGUUGGGUGAAGCCGAAAACAGCCUUAAGAAUUACAAUCCCAAGUCUUCACUCGAAGAAAAAAUGGAACAACUUAACCGAUUCCAGACGUUAAUACAAAGUCUUCGAAGAAACGAAGUUGAAUUUGAAAAAAUGAAGGAUGAUUCAUCUGAGCUUAUUCAAAGUAGUGGUGAAACUAGGAUUUCGGUGAAUGUUCAACAAGUGACAUCUCGAUUCCAAUCGAUUCAAGCAACAGCAAAGGAAAUUUUGAAAAAGUGUGAGCAAUCUGUUACCGACCAUCAGUCGUUCAAUGACAAAUAUAAGAGCUGUUCCGAUUGGAUUGCUAAUGCUCAGGCCAAAUACGAUGGUUGUAGUGAUCUUUCUCAAGUAGGUUCUAAGGAGGAUCUGCUUAAAAAGCAGAGUGCUAUUCAGGAACUAUCAGCCCAGCAAUCAAGUGUUACAUUAUUGCUGAACAGUACUAUGGAAGCAGGAGAGAAGUGUUAUCCAUCGACCGCGUCCGAAGGUAGAGAAGCAAUUCGCUCCCAAUUGGAUGAAUUGCAGCAGGCUUUUGAUCAAUUGUUUGACAACAUAAGUCAAACUGUAAGGCACAUUCAAGAUAAAAUGUCAAAGUGGAGUGGAUUUGAUGAAAUUGCUGAAAAACUGCAAAACUGGUUAAACGAUGUUGAAAAUCAAUUAUCUACUGAAAUUGAACUCAAAACCACUCUUGAUGAAAAGCGAGCUAAAUUACAAUGCUACAGAGAUAUUUUGAAUGAUAUUAACAAUCAUAAGGUCGAGUUAGGAAAUCUUCAAGAAAUUUCGUCAAAUCUUCCUGAAAAAACCGAGCAUGUCGACGUUACAACCAAGAAAUUGGGUGAUCAGUACUCAAUGCUUCGAAAUAGAUGCGAGAAAUUCGUAGAACGUUACGAGAGUAUUGUUAGCGACCAUCAGCAAUAUUGUAAGGCCGUCAUGGAAGCCCAAGAAUUCAUGGAUGCCACAGCAAAUACUGUUAAUCUAUGGGGUGAUUUGGAACUAGAACAGGUUUCCUUGCAUACGAAUCUAGAUCGUUUGAAGAAUUUGAAAGCAAGUCUCGCUGAUGAAUUCCCACGUGUUGAUCAAGUGCGAGCUUUAGGAGAAAAGGUUAUUCCUGGAACAAUCGAUGUUGGUCAGGUUAACAUCAAAUCGCAGAUCGAUAAUACUCAACAAGAAUGGGAAAACCUUAUAGCUUCAAUAAACUCGGAAAUCGAAGCAAUUGAAAACCGCCUUCAGCAAUGGUCUGAAUACGAACAACUUAGAAAUCAAUGUCUGAACUGGAUUCGAGAUUCUGACAAUAAACUGCAUGCAAUUGAUCUUAAGGAGACCUUGAAUGAAAAGAAGGCACAAUUGGAUGAACUCAAAAACCUUCAAGGUGAAGUUCGUGCUAAGGAACUUGAGAUUGACAAUGUAUCCGAAAAGGGUCAACUUUUGUUGAAGGGUCAUUCAAGUGUGAGAAGUAUACAAGGUCCAGAACUAAUAACUAAAUAUCAACAAAUCUUCCACAAAGUCAAGGAAUUGAAUAAUCGUUGGCAACAGUAUGUAACCUCACACCAGGAAUUCGACAACCAAAUAGCUGAAUGUAAUAAUUGGAUAGAUUCUAUUAGAGAGAACCUUGAUUACUGUUCAGACACUAGUUCAAUGAAUCAGGCUGAACUCGAGAAGAAAUUGUCCACAAUUCAAGAUGUUAUUCUGCUUAAAGACGAAGGAUCGACAAAGAUUCAGGGACUCUUUGAAUUGGCACAAAAUGUACUUGCCAAUACAGCUCCAAUGGGUCAUGAACCAAUUAAUAAGUCACUAGCGCAAAUACAGGAAGCUUGGUCCGCAAUAGCUUUGAAGAUGAUUGAUGUGAGAUCUAACUUGGAUGAUUCAAUCAGUCAAUGGAGUGGCUUCCUUGAGCAAGUUCAAAAUGUCAAGAAAAUAAACGAAUGGCUCGAAGGUAUGUUGAAAGAACUAUCAGAAUAUCAAACUACGAUGACCGAAAAACGAGCUCAGUUGGACAGAAUCAAGAGUGCAGAAGAAAAGGUGCGCAUGGAGAAAAUUGAUGUUGAUGCUUUGAAAGCACAAAUACCAGAAAUGCUCGGCUCUGGGCAGCAAAGUCAACAGGCCUUCCAAGCUCAAAAAGUGCUUGAUAAAUUUGAUGAAUUGGCAACUAGAACCCAGAAAUUGCUUUCUUCACGAAACGACCAAUACAGAGACCAUAGGUUGUAUAAGGAAGCUUAUGAUGAUCUUGUCAGCUGGAUAAGCCGUGCUAGGGAGAAGUUCCCAUCGCUGAAACAGAGCAGUUUGAGUGACAAACUUGCAAUUGAGAAUGCUGUUCAGGCUACCGAAGCACUUAUCAAUAAGCAAGCUCAAGGUGAACUUUUAGUAGAACAUUUAGUGCAUACAGGUGAAGUCGUUCUAGCCAGUACCUCAUCGCAGGGUCAGGAAAUAAUCCGAAACGACAUUCGAGCCCUCCGAGAUAGCUUUGAAGGUCUUUUCCGUGAAAUUAUUCAACAAAAAGAAAGCCUCGAAGCUACAAUGAUUCAAUGGAGAGCUUACAAAGAAGAAUAUGAACGUUUAAUGGAAUGGCUUCAACAAAUAGACAUUCUGGUUAAAAAUCAUAAGCUAAAUCUUCUUCCAAACAUUGACGAAAAGAAGAAACAAGUAAACGACAUGCACAGCAUUAUGACUCGUCUAGAAAACGGAAAAGCUGAUAUCGAGACAUUCAACCAAUCGGCCGCUGGUCUUCUUAAAUCGCAUUUGGAUACUUAUGUUAACAAUCAACUCAGACAUCUUAAUUCAAUGUACCAAGUUCAAGUCAAUUUAGCUAAAGAUGUAUUGAAAAAGGUAGAAACAAACUAUGAGCAACACAAGGGCUAUAUGGAUAACAUGAAAGGUGCUCAAGACUGGAUAGCCAAUGCCAAGGAGGUUAUUCGUAAUUGCAGUGAAGCAUCCAGUGCCAACUCGAAGGAAGUUCUACAGCAAAGACUUGCCCAAAUUCAAGAUUUGAUUAGAAGGCGCGAAGAAGGACAAAAUCUUGUCCACUCUGCCAUUAAUAAUGGUGAAAAAGUUGUACGCAAUACCCGGUCUGAUGGCAGGGAUUCUAUUAAUUCUGAAAUGAGGGAUUUACAGACCGAUUGGGAACGACUUGUUAAGAAAAUGUCGACUGCAAAGGUUCAUCUGGAAACAAGUCUCUUGCAAUGGGCUGAUUAUAGCUCAAGUUAUUCUCAACUUCAACAAUGGAUAUCAGACAGAGAAGCCAAAUUACAGCAAGCUUGUGAACAGAAAAUUGUUAAAUCAAGAACCGGACAACCUGGUCUCAGUUCAGGACUUAGCGAAAAGAAGGCUUAUCUUAGACAGACAAACAAUAUUGUUCAAGAUAUUGUGUCAUUUGAGCCUAUGAUUCAGUCUGUGGCAUCCAAAGCUUCAGAUCUUCAACAGGGUGCACCUGCUACAGAAAUUUCCAGCAAAUACGAAACCCUUACAAAACAGGCUAGGGAUUUAUAUGAAAAACAAAGAAGUGCAAUCGAACAGUACCAAGCACUUAUUGAUGCCGGUAAUGAGUUUGCCCAAUGGCUUCGUAAUGCGAAAGAAAGGUUGAGCAAGUGUUCAGAGCCCACGGGCGAUAAACAAGCAUUAGCAGAAAAAACUCACCAAUUGAAAAUUCUUCAGAGUGAAGUUCCAGAAGGUCAGAAAAAGUUGGAUCUUGCUUUAGAUCAAGGUGAAAUUGCCUGCAAGACAGCAGAACCAGCAGAUCGUGAAAUCAUCGAGGAAGAAGUUGCACUUCUUCAAGAAGAAUUCGACAAUUAUGUCGAUGCUCUUAAAAAAGCAAAGGAGUACCUAGAAGUCGGCAUCGUUAAAUGGACAGACUAUCAAGACCAAUACACCGAAGCUCUUGAAUGGCUUACCAAGACAGAAGCAUUGGUUCAAUCAUAUAAUAAACUGCAAGACAGUUUAGGACAAAAGAAGGUAGUCCUUGAAGAGUUCCAGGGUCAUUUACAAACUCUGUUCGACUGGCAGAAAGAAUUGGACCGUUUGAACAUGAAAGCUCAAAUGCUCCUUGAAACUUGCUCUGAUACUAGAGUCAGCAAUGCCAUUACGCAGUUGACAACAAAAUAUAAUGCUCUAUUAACACUGGCAAAGGAGGUAAUGCGACGACUAGAGAUGCAUUAUCAAGAACAUCAACAGCACCAUACGAUUUACGAAGAAUGCCAGUCUUGGAUCGAAAAAACAAGAGAGAAAUUAAAUGACUGUGAAAUAAUCCCAGGCAAUCUUAAAGAUGUACAAGCUAAAUUGAAUACAGUAAAGAACCUUCGUCAAGGUUUUGAAACUGGCCAGAACAAAUUGCGAUAUCUUCUCGAGCUCAAAGAGAAGGUAAUAAUGAAUACUGAGCAAAAUGGUGCUGCCAAAAUUCAGGAAGACACUGAAAAUCUUAAGCAAGACUUUGAAAAACUUUUGGUUGAUCUCAACGAAAUAAAACAAAAACUUACCAAUCGUGCAAAUCAGCUUGAGGAAGUAAGUAAAUUGUAUAAAAUCCUACUCGAAUGGAUGGAAGAAAUUGAACCAAGUAUCAAACCAAACGAAGAGUUUUUGAAUGAUUUGAGCGAAAAAAGAGCAGCUCUCGAGAAAUACCGAGCAAUAUAUCGUGAUAUCAAUGGUCAUAGUGAUUUGAUUGAAAAAAUUAACACUCGUCUUGAAGAAGACUCAAAUCUAGAUAGAAAUGAUUUCAAAGAUGGUCUACAGAAAUUCGACGAAAUUCAGGAAUCCGUUAGCAAGAUCAUUGAGAACCUCGAGAACCAAGUCAAUAAUCAUGAUAAAUACAAACAAGCCUUUAAGGAAACUCAAGACUGGCUACGAAAAACUAGAUUGGCUAUUGAACAAUCGUCUGAUUGCCACGGUGAAAAGAAUCUAGUAGAAGAUAGGUUGAACAAACUUGGAGAAAUUGGAAGCUCAAUGACCGAGGGUAACUCUUUGCUUGAGGCCACUGUGGAACUCAGUCAAAAUGUUAUAUCCACUAGCGGUAAUGAAGGACAAGACGCUAUAACACAAGAAAUCAAACAACUAAACACCGAGUGGGAAACACUCCAGGCCUUGUCCAGAGAUGCUCGCACUAGUCUUGAUGAGUGUCUAUCUUCAUGGACCAAUUUCUUAAAUAAGUUCAAUAAAAUUAACAAAUGGAUUGCAGAUAUAACUAGCAGAGUAAGCACUGCCAAUGAAACCGAAAGCAAAACUCCCAAUGACUUAGUCAACGCAAAGAAACUAUUGGAGGAAGUCCUUGAUGAAAAGGAAACUGUAGAGGAUCUUAAUGAUGCUUGUGAGAUACUCAUGGAACACAGUGCUUGCUCAAGAGUGAGGGAUCAAACUGUUGAAACUCAGGCCAACUAUACAAAACUGCUUACAGCUGCCCAAGGGCUUGUAGCAAAAAUUGAAAAGAAUCUUUCCGACCAUACGGAAUUCCUCAACUAUAAGAACGAAAUGGAUGCUUGGAUUGGAAAAGCAAAUGAAGUACUCAAUGAGUGUAAUUGUGAAGGGGAUACAAAUUCUGUUGCUAUACAAUUAGAAACAGUAAAUUCGUUAAAUUCCCGCCUUCCUGAAGGCCAACAUUUGCUCAACAUGGUCCAAGAAGCCUACAACAAAGCUAGUAAUAUAACUCCAGAAGAACAACAAGAAAAACUUCGCAAUCUAAUGACUAAAAUCCGUGAAGAUUGGGACACAUUGGGCUUAAAUGUCCAAGAAAAACUAAGUAAUCUUCAUCAAGCAAAAACACGUUGGCGUGACUUUUCAGCUAACAAAGGAAAGCUUAUUAAAUGGUUGGAAGAAACUGAAAGUUCAUUGAAGCCAACACCAGACACCAAGGGUGAACUCAGUGAAAUGAAAACCAUUUUAGAAAGAUUCAAGUCUCUACAAAAUGAUAUUAAACAAAAGAAUCCCGAUUUUGAUAAUCUAUCGGUUGAAGCCAAUGAACUUGGAACAGAAGUUGAAGAAGUUCGUUCACUAGUAAAUCGCUUUGAAAAAGCUAAAUCCGAUUGUGUAAAUCGAAUUAAAUUGUUAGAAUCUGAAAUCAUUGAUUACAAUGCAUAUCAUCAAUCUUUGCAAGAUGUGGAAAAAUGGCUUCUCCAAAUAUCUUUCCAAUUAAUGGCUCAUAAUUCAUUGUUUAUUUCGAAUCGGGAACAGACUCAAGAGCAAAUCAAUCAACACGAAGCUUUGUUAGAAGAAAUUCAGAAAUAUCGUGCAACUCUAGAUGAUCUCAAUGCCAAGGGACAAGGACAAAUAAAGCGCUAUGAACCAAAAACACCUACCAUUCGACAAGUUGUAGAAGAGCAGCUUAACAAUAUUCAAGACAGCUACAACUCCUUAUUGCAUACUUCAGUGCAAAUAAAGAAUCGUUUGCAUGAGUCUUUGGCCAAAUUCCAGGAUUAUGAAGAUACCUUGAAGAGCAUCAUGGAUAACCUUAAUGAAUACGAACCUAUUAUACAGAAUGAAUUAGAUGUUCCAGCAACCAAUCUAGACAUGGCCAAGAAACAGCUUCAACAUGCCCAAACCUUGCAUAAUAAAUUACAACAAGAGAAGUCUCGACUUGCCUUAGCCGUGCAAGCAUGUGAGGCAGCCACAGCAUCCAUCAGUCGCCCAAGUUCACCAUUGGAAACUGCAAUGCAGCCUAUUCCCGAAAAGGAGCUGAUUGUCAGAGCAAAGUUGGAGGAUCUUCUCGAUCAGGCUUUGCAAAUAAGUCCUUUCGAUUCUUCGGAAGCCACAGUGCUAGAUCCCGACUCCGGCAAUCGUGUUAAAGUACUUAACAAAAAUCUUGAUAAAUUCAGGAAUUUUACUAAGCUUGAUGCCUUAGACACUAAGAUUCAAUCCCAUUUAAGUGGAUUAACGCAAUCAGUUAGUGAACUAGAGCAGCAACAAAAACAGAGAGCCGAACUUCAAGACUGGAUUAAGAAGCAAGAGAAUUCAGUAUCGGACUGGUUAUCACGACCAUGCAAACUACGUCCGGAGGCAGCUAAACAAGAAUUAAUUGCUAUGAAUGACCUUCUUAAUACAAUUGAAAACAAACGUUCUCAACUUAUGACGGAUAUGACUGGAUCAUUUGCUGAUGGUGACACAACAGAAUUGGAAAAUCAGCUAGACCAGUUGGAGGGUGAAUUGAUGGAUGCCAUUGCAAAGAAACAGAGUGGUCAAAACAUUAUUGACAAUUACCGUCAAGCUAUGCAACAGUUACAAACAUGGUUCGAUUCGUUAAUUAAGCGCAUGGAUGUUCUCGAUAAGGGUAGUGGCCUCAACUGUGGACAAAAAAUGGCUGCAAUUUCUGAGCUUAAGAAUGAGUUCGAAACCAAUGGCCCUCUUAAACUUCAAGAUCUCAAAGCUAAAGCAGCGGCCAUCGGUGAAGUUAUCAGUAAUCUGGAUGGACAACAAGUAGAAGAACAAGUGAAAUCUAUUGAUCGAAGAUAUAAUGACUUGGGCAAGAGAAUCGAUCGCAAAGUUCAACUGUUGGAUGUUACCAAUAAAAAUGUUGAAGCAGCCAAGUCUGAAAUUGAUCAACUGCAAAACUGGGUGAAGGAAAAAAUUCUUGAGCUACAAUCUCCUCCGCCAAUGGGAUACACUGUCAAAUCGGCUGAAGCCCGUCAGCAGAAACUUAAGGGAAUGAUGAAAGAUGCUGAGGCCAAGUUAUCUCUGGCCGAAUCACUUGAGAAACGAACAUCAAAUCUCGAACCAGAAUUGGAACCUGUUGAAUAUACACAGCUCGUCUCAGCUUUGAGGAACUUCGGAUCAGAGCACAAGAAUUUGACUAAUUUGUUGAAGAGCGAAAUGGAAAGAGCUUUGGAAGCCGCAAAGAAUAGAAGAGCCUUAGAGCAGGACCUCGAAAAAACUCGCGCAUGGUUAAAAUCGAAAUUGGCUGAAAUUCGAAAACAACCAGGACAUCAUCCAUUGUCAUCCGCUAACGUUGAGAAAGAGAUUCAGAUCAAUAAAAAACACGACGACGAUAUUAAAGAGUUCAACGAAGGACAACUCAAUGAUGUUGUACGCCAAGCCCACAAUAUCAUGAAAGAUUGCACUGACGAGGAAAAGGCUCAUCUUCAAAAGAUAUUGGACGAAAUCGAAAAUGAUAAUCAGUUGUUGAAGGAUGAAAACUCCAAACGCCAGAAGGUUUUGAUAGAUCUCUUGCACAACAGAAGAAGUUUGGAAGAUGCCAUGAAAAAGGUCGGUGAUUGGUUGAACGAAGCAGAGACAACCGUUUCUGUAGAAAUCCGCACUUCAAGUCUUCCAAUACUCGAAGAACAACUUGGUAACUACAAGAAACUUGCUGAAAAGGCAAAUGAAAUGCGAGGUUUCUUAAACGAUGUCGCUGAACAAGGAAAAGGAAUUGCUCCAACUCUUAGCAAUCCAGAAAAACUGAAGCUUAAUGAUGAAUUGAAGAACUUGAAGGAGCGUUUUGGAAAGAUUACACAAACUAUCAAUGACCGCGUCAAAAGCUUGGAGGAUAAUAUCAAGAAGUACAAGGAUGCAAAGAGUAAAUUGGCUGAUUGCAUGCAGUUCCUGAGCGCUGUACAACAACGCCUUCGAGAUUUGAAUAAACCAAUUGGUAGUAAAAUUGAGGAUGUUCAAGACCUCCUCGGUGCUUAUGAAGGUAUAUUGAAGGAGCUGAAGGACAGCAAGUCAAACAUGGGUGAUUUACAAUUUGAGGAUUUGCCAGAACUACAAAGUAUUAUUUCCCAGCAAGACGAUAUGAUUAAAUUGAUAGAAGAUCAACUUGCACAUCUAAGGCAAUUGUUGAUGCUUCGUGAGCAGUUCAUCGCUUUGAUCAAUCAAAUUAUUAUGUUCAUAAUGAAAUAUACCGAAAUCAUAACCGAUAUCGAGAACUCUCCAGAUGACUUAGAGGAGAAAAUCAAGAAGUAUGAUGAUGUCAUUGUUAAAAUACAAGAAUGUGAAGCACUUUUAGCCACUGCUACAGACAAGGGACAAAAAAUAGCUUCCGAAGGAACUGCUGCCGAUAGGAAUAGUAUCACCGAUCAGCUGCAAUCACUCAAAAAACAAUUGCAGAAUCUCCGCAAGGCCGUUGAAACUCAACGACAAAAGCAUCAGAACCAGCUUGAGCACCAUAGAAAAAUGGCUGCAGAGUUGUCGGAAGUUUUAGAUUGGUUGCAUGGCAUUGAAGGUGAAGCCAAAUCUCGCCCUCUGCUAGAUAGGGAUCCAGACUCGGUUGAGCAUGAAAUUCAAAAACAUAAUAAUCUAUCGAAACAAAUAAAGCAAAAUCUCGAUAAAAUAACUAAAAUCACCAAUCAAGUUCAAUCGGAAGUUGGAAUGCCAAGUUCAUUGUUGGAAAUGCUUUCUGAGGCUCGAUCCUUGAUGGCAAUCUUGCCAAAUGAACUUGACGAACGUCUUAAAUAUCUUACCAACAACAAAGCAAGUCGCAUCGAAUACAUGCAAUUGAUUGCUAAAUUCAACGCUUGGGUACAUGAAGCAGAAACUCGUCUUCAAAACGUACAACAUGGCAUUGACUACGAAAACCUAUUGCAUCACCUGGAUGAACAUAAGCUCUUCUUCGGUAAUGAGUCCACAGCAAGAAAUUUGGUUCAUAAGGACAUUCAAGAAGCUGCAGAUAAGAUUUGGCCUUCAUUGAAUACAUUUGAACAGAGUGAACUAUCCAGAGAACUUCAAGAACAUCAACAAACAUUGGCAAAGACACUCGCUGCAGCUAAAAAUCAGCAGAAUGAACUUGAGACGGAAUCGGAGCGUUGGAAGACAUACAAACAGAGUUGUGAGAAAAUCCGAGCAUAUAUUGAACGAACCAGUUUUACUGACGAGCCCGUCACCAAUUUGGCUGGCGUGCACUUCAACAUACAAAAACUAUCGCAUGCUAUUGGAAAUAUUGAGAAUCAAAGUAACGAUAUCGUUCAAAUAAAUCAACAAGCUCAAGCUAUAAUACGGCAAGCGGAUUCACACAAUCGCAGCGCUAUCGAAAAGGACAAUACCGAGUUGAACCGUUUGUGGACAGAUUUAGUGAAAGGAUUAGAAAAUCGUCGUGACACGUUACAGUCGGCCGCUGAGAAGUGGGAGGAAUUCGAGAACAAGUUCCAUUCGUUGGAAAAAUCAAUUGUUCGAUUGGAGGAAAAGUUCCGAAAUGUCGACCCAGUGGUAAGGUCCAGACGGCAUUUGGAAGACACAAAGCAUGCUAUCCAGGAAAUUCUCGGUGAAUCUGAAGAACUUAAACCAUCACAUAAAGAGAUUGAAGCGCUCUCAGUAUCCAUCGUUUCAUUCCUUGGGAAAGUACACAAACCCUCGGCGGAGGCCAUUCAGGCCAAAGUGGAUAACAUAGUCAUUCAAAAUUCAAAAUUGAACGACGACCUUAAAGAUAAAGACCGAAAGGUAAGCAAGGAUUUAGAAGAAAUUGAAAAUAUCUUCCAACGUAUAUCCGCAUUGCAAGAUAAAUUUAAUACGCUUUUGGAAAAAAUAAGCGAAAUACACGUAUUUGAUGCGAAUGUCAAUAAAAUCGAAGAAGAUUUGAAUAAACUUCAAACCACAGUCAAUCAAACUAUUGAAGAAGCAAAGACUUUGAUUAAAUCCACACAAGAAAAGUAUUUGAAGCAACAGAAUUUAAUUCCAGCGGAUAUAGCGCAAGAAUUUACUGCUUUGGAAUUGCUCUCUGAGAGAGUACAAGGUGAUAUGGAUACAAAACAAAGAGAAUUUAAACGUGCAAAAACCGUACGCACGGAAUAUUUGACCGGUGUCGAUGAAAUACAAACAUGGUUGCAAAAAGCUGAAGUUCAAAUACAAGAUCGUACUCUAGAACCAGCUAAGCUAAAAGAAGUCCUUCACAGAAUUAACCAAGAAAUUGGUGGAAUUUAUGAGAAAUUUAAUUUGGUCAAGAAUAAUGGAAUUGCAAUUAUUGAUAAUUGUCGAAAUAGCGAAGAAAAGAUAUUGGUUCAAAAUACCAUUGAUCAACUUGCCCAGCAAUUGGGACAAGUGAGGUCGUGGUUAGAUGAAAAGAAACAACAAGUUGGUGACAGCUUGGACGCAUGGACUAGGUUUAUGAAUUUGUAUCAAAUUGUGAUGACAUGGGUGGCUGAAAAGAGGGCAUUCCUUGAGGAACCACUGGAUUUGAAAACCCUGCACGAAACACGACAGAAAUUGAAUGAUUACUCUAAUGCCUGCAAAAGUAUUAAACCCAUUGUUAAACAUUUGAGCGAAAUGGACAAGGAAUUGGAACAUAUUGGCGAAGUGACAUCGAUCGGCGAUCUCAAGGCUAAACUGGAAGAAGCAGAAGAAGCCAAAGUUGGAGUUGAAGCAAUUUUACUUGAAAGGAAUGCAUUAUUACAAGAAACUAGCGAAGAAUGGGAUCAAUGUGAGCGUAAAAUCAAGGAUAUUCGUAAUUGGAUUGAGAAGACAAAAACAUCGCUCGAAUCAACCCAACAAAAGAAAAAACCGCUGAGAGAUCAGCUAGGCUUUUGUGAAAAGACUGUAGCCGACAUAAAUGUGCAAAAGACAAAACUGAGACUAUCUAUUGAAAAACUUGAAGUCCAUUUCCGUUCUGGUAUUGGUGGUGAUCCCCGACUAAGCGAAAAUGUUGAUGACCUAUUGCGUACGCUUUCUGAGCUGAAUGAUUUGGUGAAAACCAAGUCAACUAGCCUAGAAGAAACGCUAAGUCAAAUUGACAUCUAUCAACACCAGAUGCAGUCGCUAAGACAAAAAAUCAUUCAAGAAGAACAACAACUUCGUCUGGUCAUGGCGCCAACAUAUUUGCCCCAUGAUCGUGAACAGGCGUUAGUUGAACAACAGGCUUGUCGAACAACAAUCGAUGAUAUGAAACAAAAAUAUGAUGUGAUAGCUGCCUUAUCUUAUACACUGGAUCCAAAUUCAGUGGUUGCAACAUCAUCAGCUGUAUCUAUGCUCCUAAAACCAUCGAAAUUGGGUUUCACUUAUGCUGAAGUGCUAUCAGGUAGAUCAAGUCCACUGCAGUUUGCAGUCAAUCAGACGAAAGAACAAAUUUCAAAACCCACCCAAAAGCCUAUUGUUAGUUAUAAUAUGCCUGAGCCACAGCAUCAGCAACAAUUUGAACUUACAUAUGAACAAGAGACAUUUUUACUGCCAUCGCAGCCACAACGACAACAACAAGAAACGAUUGAAAUAGUUGAUAGUCGAACAAAUAAUUCAAUGUAUCAAGAAGUAGAACCAAAACGAGAAGAGAUUCGUCAUCAAGUUCCUUCACAGAUGGUACAAGUCAUUGAACCAAAACGAGAAGAGGUUCAUCAUCAAGUUCCUUCACAGAUGGUACAAGUCAUAGAGCCACCAUCUUCACAACAAACUUCUAGUAUAGAACAAUUUAUUGUCCAAGAAAAGUUAUCAGCCAAACCACCACAACAAAAGCCUGAAACAAGGCGGGCAAGAUCUCCUCGACGAAAAUAUUCUGCAAAAUCCAAAUCAGACAAUACCACACAAUUGCAAUCGACUGAAACGAAAACUGGUUUGUAUGUUCCAGUUGAAUCUAGAGCCCGUUCAAGGAGCCCCAUCUGGGCACCAGGAUCCACAUCUUACGCUGAAGUAUUGCGUGGUGUUGAAUUAGAACGACAAAGACAAGAAAUGCUAUUACAGCAAUUCGGGGCAAAACACAUUAGUCAAGAACAGCAAAGUCCGUCAGUGAGCAUACCAUCUCAUGAAGUAUUAACUUAUGAAAAAGAAGACAAAUUACCAGUUGAACAAGGAGCAACUUCAUUAGAUUACAAUAUUAUCCAGCACGAAGUAGUCACAGAAAGUCUCCCACAGAAACAGUCUUCCUACCCCGAAGUGACAACUUACCAAGAAGAAAAUUUCGAAGUAUAUCAGCCCACUCAGCCCAUUCAAACCACUUUAACGUCUGAUCAGUCUUCAUGGCAAUAUUCUACCCAACAGGUGCAACCGAAUUUCUAUGAACAAAUCUUACAGUAUCAGCCCCAACAAGCUGCACCACAAUCUGCCUAUACAAAUUACAAUCUUACCCAAUAUCAACCGGGUUACCAAAUUAUUGGUCAGUCUAUGACCGGUUACUAUCAACAACCUGGUAUUGAUAGCUAUCAGUAUCAAACAACUGGUGCAAAUAUGAUUUAUUCUGAUCAAACCCAAUUAUACUAUCCCCAAGUUGAGGCCUUACCCUUAGAUGUGAAUACUAUUAGGUAUCAGCAGCAAUCUGAACAGGAACUGGUUCCUUCAGCUGCGCUCAAUGAACAAAUUUUCCAAUAUCAACAGAUUUCGUCCAAAACGGAACCAAGUGUGAUCGAGCAAAACAUUUCUACAAUAACUAGUACAACAACACAGAGCACGGAAACAUCAGUAAACUAUGAAAUAAAUCAAGUCCCACAUAGACAAGAUUUACAAAACAUUCAAAUGUUGGAAACCGAAUUACGACCCGACAUAACAUUCGGACAGUUCAGCAUGAAUGAAAUAGAUGUUGAUAUAAUUAAAGAUUCAAGUCCUAUACGGAUGGAAGAACAACCUCCAGUUCCUGAGCCACAACAACAGCAACAUUAUCAACAACAACAACAUUACCAACAACAACAACAAUUUACACAGAUCCUUCCCAUGGAAGCAGAAUUAACAAAGCCACCUCAGACUUCAGUUUCUCAAUUCCAACCCUCGCCACCUAUUGAAAAAGUCGUUAUAGAUAAACCAAGUUCCUCAAACGGAAGUACAUACGCAGAAGUAUUAUUUGGUCAAAUGAGCACCUCAAAUACGAUGCAAGUUUUCCAGUCAUCCAGCAUUCAACAGCCAAGACAAACUACUAUUGUAACUUCAGUAAUAAAAGGCGAACAAAAAGCCGCUCAAUAUCCCAAAAGAGGGAAACUCGAAACAGCAGUUCAGUAUCAAUCGACAAGAUAUGUUCGAGAUGAAUUGCAACAAACUGUAACUACAACGAACACGGCAUGGCAACAAGCAAAGUCUCCUUCCGUGGACUUUAAAGAAAUUCAGAGAAGAGAGGACACAUAUGCUCCAAUGCCAAAACCAAAUAAGUCACGCUCGAAAAAGCAAAUAGAAGAAAGGCAAGUAGUGCCAUCAACCAAUACGAAAGAUAUUCGAAAAACGAAGCAAAGUAAAUAUGUAGAGCCGGUUGUUUCUGAAGAAACUACCGCUACUACGGUUACAACUUCUAAAACAAAUGUUGCAACAGCCAAGAUAAGUAGUAUUAAAGAAAAAACAUCUUCAAAAGCUCAUCCAAAACAACAACAACCAAAGGGGAGAGUUGAGCUUAAGGAAGAAGAAAUAAGUAUGAUCAAACCUAAAGAAGUACUUUCAAAAAGCACUAAAAUAGGUCCUACGGAUACAGAAUCUCAAAUUUUUACAAAAACUGAAACUGAGAACGGUGCUGAGGAGAAGGAAUCAAAGAGAAAACAACGUAAGAAGUCUCCGAAAGAAAGUGAUCUAAAGUUAAGUGUGUCAGAAUCUGUGCCUACGCCUUUGAAAGAAUCAAAGAAAACGAAAAAGGAUGUUGUUGAUGAUGUUAAAGAAGUUGAGACUAAGCCUCAAAAGACGAAAAAUAAUAACAAACCCGUUAUCUCUAAACAAGACAAAAAAAAAACGAACACUGAAAGUCAUCACGUUCAAACAUCAAGUUCGGUAACAUCUACGCUGAUAAUUGAACCACAAACGGUACAAAUUAGGGAAAUAGUUGAAGACUUUCCCAUUUCUACGAGUGAAAGCUCGAAACAGCGACCAAACGAUAACCAGAAAUUAACUUUGAGCAAAGUAUCAGGAGAAACUCCAAUUCAAGCUCAAACAAUUGAAAUAUCUGAAAGUCCAAGUGACCAUGAAGUUCCCGACACUUCUUCCACAAAUAUUGUUAGAAAAACCGUGACAACAACUAGAAGAAUUGUCAAAAAAAUCAAUGCCCAGGGUGAAGAAACAGUUGUUGAAGAUGAACCACAAGUGGAAACAUCUACUACUUCUGAUGUACCCAGUACCAGAACGCAACUUGUUUCUGCUGAAACAGCGAGCACACAACAAGGAACCGGUGUUAUUAAAACGACAACUACCACAACAAGAACUGUUAAACAUAUAAGUUCCCAGGGAAAUACUGAAGAAGAACCGCACGUAGAAACAUCUACGAUUUCUGAUACUUUCGUAACACAACCUGAAACAACUGAAACAUCGAAUACAACACAAGAAGGGGGUGUUGUUAAGACUACAACAACAAAGACUACAAGGAUAACAAGAAAAACAACAUCACAAGGAGGACAUAUUGUGGAGAGUGAACCACAAAUAUUGACCGAAGAAACAACUCACGAACUUCCCAUUGAAAAGACUGUUGUUGAAACAACAAAGAAACAUUCAAAAUCUAAAAAGAAUUCCAAGAAAACCGUUUCCCAAGAAAUUCAAAAUCAGACACAGACAAAGAAAAUUGUUCCAGUGGAAGAAAUGGAUAUUCCAACUGAAGAAAUGGUGGCAGAAUCUAUUCCUCAAAUCGAACCCCAAGUUCUUCCAACAGACGAUACAGUGGUAAAAGUUACCGAUACUGUUUCAAAACCAACCCCUGUUGAUAAACCGAAGAAACACAAGAAAGAACCCCAAGUUAUUCCAGUGACCGAAACAGAGGCUGUAAAAGAAACAAAUAAUAUUUCGAAAUCUAUCCAAGUUGACAACCAGACGAAGCAUAUGAAAGAAGAAGAGGGUUUGAAAAAUGUUAUCGAAAAUGUACAAAUUCCUGCACAGCCCUUAGACUUUGAAGAAGUGAAAGUUUCUCCAUUAGAAGUUGAAAUUGAAUCCCAAAAAAGAACUUUAAAUUAUCAAAGCCAUUCUCAAACUUCUGAAAGCAGUUCUAUCAAAAACACGAUGGUAACAAAACGAACUAUUACAAAGAGAAUAACAUCAGAUGGCCAAGAAGUUAUUGAAACUGUAGUUGAAGAUGAACCAGAUUUUGAAACUGCUACUACACAUUCUAUUCCAACAAUCUCAGACACAAAUAUUAAAGAAGAAAAUCCAAUCGAGACUGAAAAGUCUUUGUCAAUAGAUACUCAACAGAACAACACUAACGAACAAAGUUGCACAACACAUUCUUCAAUUAUAUCUCAGGGAAAUAUUGUCAGAACAACAAUUCUCAAAUCAAAGAGAAUAAUCAAAAGAAUAACUGCUGAUGGAGAGGAAAUUAUUGAAAGUGUAGUUGAAGAUGAGCCGCAAGUUGAAACAGUUGAAACCAAGAUGAAUCCUAUUUCUUCCCAAACAGAAAUAUCAUAUGCUUCAUCUCCACAAGUUGAUAACUCAGAAACGGCACAAAGAGUUGGAGGAAUUACAACUUCUUCUUCACUAGAACACAAUAUUUCAACGCAAUCUGUCCAAAAAGGCUUUACUUCAUUAACUUCACAAACUACUCAUGGAAGCAUUGUUAGAACGACAACCGUCAAAACUAGAAGAAUUAUUAAGAGAAUCACAGCUGAUGGUGAAGAAAUUAUAGAAAAUGUUAUUGAAGAUGAGCCACAGAUUGAAACAGUGGUUUCUGAGGUAUCGCCGAGUGUGACAGUUACAAAAACUGAUUCCACAAUUUGGACUACAGAGCCUACGCAAGAAAUUAUUGUUGACUCUGCAGCUUCUGAAGAUAUAUCUAAUGUAGAAAACUAUGAAGUAAUUAGUUCUUCACCUGAUCAAAAGGAAAUCAAUACUGAAACUAUUUCAAAAACAUUAGUCAAUACAGUCAAGACUAAUUCUGAUCAAACUGAAAACACUAUCGAAACAACUAAAUUUGAUAUCGUAGAAACCAAUGAUAAUAACGUUGAAAAUGAACCUAAAGUUUCAUUACCAAUUUCGACCUCCGAUGCAGUGACUGAUGACAAAAAUAGCGAUAAAGUUCAAAUUGUUUGCUUGGAAGAGGCGAAUAACAUUAGCGUUACAAAGCCUAUUGAAACUUCAAAUCUUUCCAGUGAUAGCUAUGGUCAUAUCGUAGACAAUGACAAACACACGACUCUGACUCGAACGACAACACAAUACACAACUGUUUCGACAAAAAGUACUCAUACUCAAAAUCCUUAUCAAGUUGUUGUAGUUAGCGAAGAAGAAUCAGAUUUGUUGUUAUCAAGAGGUAGAACACAAAAGAUAUCCCUGAUUACUCACGAAGAAAAGCUAAAGAAUCCACUUGUUCAAAUGCAUAUGACAUUACCAGAUGUUACUUUAAAAAUAAGAAAUACCAUAACUGAAGACGUUACAUCUGCAAAUUCAAAUGUUGAGGCAGGAAUAAAUUAUACCGAAACAACAGAAGAUCAGUCUUUAGUCAGAAAGGAAGAUUUAGGUAGGGCAGAUAAGAGCUUGGAAAAACAGGAACAAGACAAGACAGACCAACCGUCAGAGGUUUCGAAACUCAAUAAAAAGUCUAUUAUGCCAGAUGAUAUGACUUCUGAAGAACAAGAGUUGUUUGAAGAGAUUCAAAAGAAACUUUCCAAAAAAGAUAAGAAAAAACGACCAAGUAUACCGGAAGAAUUCCGUAAAGUUAGUUUAGACAUUGAGCCAGAGGUAAGAGAACCUAAAACCGAAACAAUUGAGACAACUGAAAAUUUGGAUAAGAAAAUUAGCAUAAGUGAGGCAUUUAUUAGUGAGGAACGGAAUCAAACAAGUGUUACUUCAACUGAACUCACUUCGAUUCCGAAAACCGAGGAAGAAGAUAAGGAAGUAGUUUCUAGGGAUACAGAAUCGUCUUUGCAACCCAAAGAUCAACAACCACAAAGUUUGAAUAUCGUAACUAGCAUUAGUCAGGAAUUUAGGAGUGAAGAACAAAGCCAUACAAGUGUUACUUCAAGUGUUCAAGAAGUAUCUGAAAACGUAACAUAUACUUCUGAUAUCACUUUGAUACCGAAAGCCGGAGAAGAAUAUCAGAAAAUAGUUUGUAAGCAAACCGAAUCGUCCUUGCAACCCCAAGAUCAAUUCCCAGAAGUCCAAGAAGAAGCGACGCAAGCUAAUUUAAUAGUUGAUGUUCCCACUAAACACAACACAGACCUUAAUUCAAUUGUCCCAAUUAACAAUACCGAUAACACUUCACAGACACAAAGUUUAAUAUUAGAAAGCGAUAGGAGCGUAAUUAAAGAAGAAUUAAGUAGCUAUACCAGUAAUAUAUUAACAUCAGCUAAUCUUGCACCAGUACCUAGGCUAGCAAUAACUCAUGCCAUUAAAUGUUUUGAAGUGCCACGUUAUGAUUUAAUGCUUUUAAAUAGAGCAGAAGCUGUGUACUACAGGGUUUCUGGUAGAGAGGUAAAGAGUGAGCAUAUAGACGAAGUUGAAUGUAAGAUCCCGGAAUCACCCAAACCCGAUAUAAAACAAGUGGAAAAAGUAGAGGUAAGCGUUAUUUCAUCAAAUGCAGAAGCAUUGCCUAACCAUUAUAGUUUCGAAGUCUCUUCAUAUGAUACUUCUUUAUUAAACAAGGCUGAACGCCAGUAUGUAACCUUACUAACACAAAAGUAUGCAAUAGAAAAGAAUUCCCUAGUAGAUAUAAAUAAUGUGACUCAAGAAGAUGCCCCUGAAGAAUCAAUUUUGCUUAAAUCAGAAAAAGAGAUUGAUACACUCGAAGAAUCAAAAUCAACACCAAUAAAAACUCCAGUACAAGAAGAAGUUUUCCCAGAGUUAAGUGCAUCGGUCAGCGAAAUAGUUACUCAGGAAGUUGUUCAACAAAUUGAGCAAAGUGUUACUGAAGUGUCAAAAACUCAGGCAGUUAUAGAAACUGUAAAACAUAUUUCUUCAACAGACGAGAAAGUAGAAGAACCAUCAAAACCUGAUGUACCAGAAAAAACUAAAAAGGUUGAUUAUGUUGGUCUUCCUAUUGAUGAUACAACAACUACAUGGAUGGAUGUUCUCGAUGAACCAAUGGUAUUUUCAUCAGAUGAGGAAGAUAAAACUGAAAAACCAAUAGCUGAAGAAAAAGAAGAGACAACAAAUGGUAUCAGUGAAGCUACUGAGAAGGUAACCGAAGUUGUCCAACAAAUUGAGCAAACUAUUUCAAAUGUUGAUGUUGCAAAAACCGAAAUAAUCACAGAAAUUGAAGAUCUUACUUCUUCGACAGUUACCAAAGUGGAAGAACCCUCAAAACCAAUUGUUGAACAAGAAAAACCCAAGAAGGUUGAUUAUGUUGGUCUUCCCAUUGACGAAACUGCCACUACUUGGAUGGAUGUCCUGGAUGAACCAAUGGUAUUUUCAUCAGAUGAGGAAGAUACACCUGAAAAACCAGUUGAUGACGAAAAAGCUAUCAGUGAACCUUCUGAGAAGGUAACCGAAGUCAUCCAACAAAUUGAGAAAACUAGUUCUAAAGUUGAAGUUGCGAAAACCGAAACAAUCACAGAAAUUGAAGAUCUUACUUCUUCGACAGUUACCAAAUUGGAAGAACCAUCAAAACCAAUUGUUGAACAAGAGAAACCCAAGAAAGUUGAUUACGUUGGUCUUCCAAUUGACGAAACUGCCACUACUUGGAUGGAUGUCCUGGAAGAACCAAUAGUAUUUUCAUCAGAUGAAGAAGAUACACCUGAAAAACCAGUUGCUGACGGAAAAGAAGAGACAGCUAAAGCUAUCAGUGAACCUUCUGAGAAGGUAACCGAAGUCAUCCAACAAAUUGAGCAAACUACUGACGUUGAAGUUGCGAAAACCGAAACAAUCACAGAAAUUGAAGAUCUUACUUCUUCGACAGUUACCAAAGUGGAAGAACCAUCAAAACCAAUUGUUGAACAAGAAAAACCCAAGAAAGUUGAUUAUGUUGGUCUCCCAAUUGACGAAACUGCCACUACUUGGAUGGAUGUCCUUGAUGAGCCAAUGGUAUUUUCAUCAGAUGAGGAAGAUACACCUGAAAAACCAGUUGCUGACGAAAAAGCUAUCAGUGAACCUUCUGAGAAGGUAACCGAAGUCAUCCAACAAAUUGAGAAAACUAGUUCUAACGUUGAAGUUGCGAAGACCGGAACAAUCACAGAAAUUGAAGAUCUUACUUCUUCGACAGUUACCAAAUUGGAAGAACCAUCAAAACCAAUUGUUGAACAAGAGAAACCCAAGAAAGUUGAUUACGUUGGUCUUCCAAUUGACGAAACUGCCACUACUUGGAUGGAUGUCCUGGAUGAACCAAUGGUAUUUUCAUCAGAUGAAGAAGAUAAACCUGAAAAACCAGUUGCUGACGGAAAAGAAGAGACAGCUAAAGCUAUCAGUGAACCUUCUGAGAAGGUAACCGAAGUCAUCCAACAAAUUGAGCAAACUACUGACGUUGAAGUUGCGAAAACCGAAACAAUCACAGAAAUUGAAGAUCUUACUUCUUCGACAGUUACCAAAGUGGAAGAACCAUCAAAACCAAUUGUUGAACAAGAAAAACCCAAGAAAGUUGAUUAUGUUGGUCUCCCAAUUGACGAAACUGCCACUACUUGGAUGGAUGUCCUUGAUGAGCCAAUGGUAUUUUCAUCAGAUGAGGAAGAUACACCUGAAAAACCAGUUGCUGACGAAAAAGCUAUCAGUGAACCUUCUGAGAAGGUAACCGAAGUCAUCCAACAAAUUGAGAAAACUAGUUCUAAAGUUGAAGUUGCGAAAACCGAAACAAUCACAGAAAUUGAAGAUCUUACUUCUUCGACAGUUACCAAAUUGGAAGAACCAUCAAAACCAAUUGUUGAACAAGAGAAACCCAAGAAAGUUGAUUACGUUGGUCUUCCAAUUGACGAAACUGCCACUACUUGGAUGGAUAUCCUGGAUGAACCAAUGGUAUUUUCAUCAGAUGAAGAAGAUACACCUGAAAAACUAGUUGCUGACGGAAAAGAAGAGACAGCUAAAGCUAUCAGUGAACCUUCUGAGAAGGUAACCGAAGUCAUCCAACAAAUUGAGCAAACUACUAACGUUGAAGUUGCGAAAACCGAAACAAUCACAGAAAUUGAAGAUCUUACUUCUUCGACAGUUACCAAAGUGGACGAACCAUCAAAACCAAUUUUUGAACAAGAAAAACCCAAGAAAGUUGAUUAUGUUGGUCUCCCAAUUGACGAAACUGCCACUACUUGGAUGGAUGUCCUGGAUGAACCAAUGGUAUUUUCAUCAGAUGAGGAAGAUACACCUGAAAAACCAGUUGCUGAAGAAAAAGAAAAGACAACAAAAGUUAUCAGUGAACCUUCUGAGAAGGUAACCGAAGUUGUGCAACGAAUUGAGAAAACCAUUUCAAAUGUUGAAGUUGCAAAAACCGAAAUAAUCACAGAAAUUGAAGAUCUUACUACUUCAACAGUUACCAAAGUAAAAGAACCAUCAAAACCAACAGUUGAAGAAGAAAAGCCAGAGAAAACGCUAGUUGCCAGUGAACCUUCUGAGAAGGUAAUCGAAGUCGUCCAACAAAUCGAGCAAACUACUACAAAUGUUGACGUUACUAAAGUUAAAGAACCAUCAAAACCAAUUGUUGAACAAGAAAAACCUAAGAAGGUUGACUAUGUUGGUCUUCCAAUUGAUGAAACUGCCACUACCUGGAUGGAUGUCCUUGAUGAGCCAAUGGUAUUUUCAUCAGAUGAGGAAGAUACGCCUGAAAAACUAGUUGCUGAAGAAAAAGAAGAGACAACAAAAGUUAUCAGUGAACUCUCUGAGAAGGUAACCGAAGUUGUCCAACAAAUUGAGCAAACUACCUCAAAUGUUGAUUUUGCGAAAACCGAAAUAGUUACAGAAAUUGAAGAUCUCACUUCUUCUACACUUACCAAAGUAGAAAAACCAUCAAAACCAAUUGUUGAACAAGAAAAACCCAAGAAAGUUGAUUAUGUUGGUCUCCCAAUUGACGAAACUGCCACUACCUGGAUGGAUGUCCUUGAUGAGCCAAUGGUAAUUUCAUCAGAUGAAGAAGAUACACCUGAAAAACCAGUUGCUGACGAAAAAGAAGAGACAACUAAAGCUACCAUUGUACCUUCUGAGAAGGUAACCGAAGUCAUCCAACAAAUUGAGCAAACUAAUUCUAACGUUGAAGUUGCGAAGACCGGAACAAUCACAGAAAUUGAAGAUCUUAUUUCUUCGAUAGUUACCAAAGUAGAAGAACCAUCAAAACCAACAGUUGAAGAAGAAAAGCCAGAAACAACGCAAGUUGCCAGUGAAUCUUCUGAGAAGGUAACCGAAGUCGUCCAACAAAACGAGCAACUUACUACAAAUGUUGAAGUUGUUAAAACCGAAACGGUCACAGAAAUCGAAGAUAUUCCUUCCUCCACAGUAACUAAAGUUGAAGAAUCAUCAAAACCGAUUGCUGAACAAGAAAAACCCAAGAAGGUUGAUUAUGUUGGUCUCCCCAUUGACGAAACUGCCACUACCUGGAUGGAAGUCCUUGAUGAGCCAAUGGUAUUUUCAUCAGAUGAAGAAGAUUCUCAUAAAAAAUCUGUUGCUGAUGAAAAAGAAAUGGAAAUUAUCAGUCCAUCACCUGAGGAAUUAGCUCUUCAGCAAGUUGUUGAAUUAAGUGAACCAGCUACUACGAUUCAAACUAAUAUCCAGCACAUUACAAACAUCAUUAGUGAAGAAAAACGUAUUAUUACAACCGAUACUCGAAAAAUUGUUAUGGAAAACGAACACGGUCAACCUAUUUACGAAUUUACAAUGCCUCAGAGACCAAGCCAGCAAACAGAUUUCAUUCCACCUUUACAUGAUGAGAAACUAGUGAUUGACACAUGGUCAAGUGUUCUUGAAGAUUCUGUUCCUGUAAGUAGUGUUCCAACGUUUUCGAAACUAUCAGCCGAUGCUCCAGAGUUUACACCAGCAUUCAUGCGUAACAUACAGGUAAACAAAACGGAAGACUUCUUGUCUUCUGAGAGGAACGUGAGCAUUUCUGCACCUAAGUCAGAAUCAAAAUCAUUAUAUUCCAACAAUGUCAAAAUUUCUGAAACACCGUUCCAAAUUUCAUCGAAAGAGAAACCAAAAGAGCAUAGCAUUGUGGAAAGUAACGUACCCGAAGUUCAUUCAACUUUAGUUACAGUGAAAAAGAACGUUCAAAAGCAGGCUCAAGAUGGCAAGAGCUAUGCUGAUAUACUCUUUAGUCAAUACAACCCUCCAUCCCAGGAUACUUUAGGUCCCUCAGUUGUCAAACCUGAAACAAAUAAAUAUAUCAAAAAUGAUGCGAAGGUUAGUAGUAGACCGGAACCUCAACAUAAGACUAAGAAACCAUUAGAAGAUACUAAUAAGACAACCGUCGAAAUCACUGACGUACAACCAAAGCGAAAACCCAAGAAGCCAAAAUCGAGCCAUAAUGUUCAAAAAGAAGUUAAACCUUUGAUCGCAGAAGAAGAAAAUGUUUCCGUACCACAAAUUAAGGUUGAAGAAAAAUUAGAAUCAACCGUUAUAGAACAGAUUGAUAUUGUUCCAGAUCCAUUUUCUUGGGCAUCCAUUGUGAGUCGGCCUGGAGAAUGGAUUGAUGAUAUUCCUAAGAAAAAAGAAAUUAUCGAAAAGAUUGAAAUAGUGGAUGAUGUCAAGAAAACUGAGAAGAAGAAGAAAAAGAAGACAGAAUCUAAAAAGAAGGAAAAACCAGCAAAGAAGCCUUCCGAAGUUGUAAAUUGGGACGAAAAUAUCAUUGAAACAAACAAAUCAACUUCAGAUUCCGAGGGAAUAGUACAAGAAUCCCCGGUACUUACGGAAGAAAAAACCAUUUCCAGUUUAACUAGCAGUCCAAUUGAAGACCAAAAAACAGAAGAAGUUACAAAAACAGAAUCGUUUACUUGGGCAUCAUUGGUUCGAAAGCCAGGAGAGUGGCAAGAUGAUAUUGUCCACCGUAGAACUGAGCAAGUGAAAGAGAAGCCUAAAAAAUCUGAUUCCGUACGAGGUAAAAUCGAGAAAGUUAAACCGCACUCAACAAGUCCCAGCGACAGUGAUGAAACAAAUAAACCUGUAAGCAAUGUCAACAACAGACCUGGUAGACAACAUCGUACACAAAAACCAACAAAAACUCAUAAAGCAAGACGUGAACCUGAGGUGGUGUUGUCUCAAGAAACCGAACAUACUCCACUGGUAUCUAGUGAUAGUGAAGGAAGCUUACAGCGUAAGAAUGAAUCUAUUCCUAUCGUUGAAUCAACUAAAACAGAAGAAGCUAUUGAUGUUGGAUUGACAUGGGCUAAGGUAGCCAGUCAAAUUGAUUCUUGGACCGAAAUUGAGCCCAAAAAAGAAGACAAGCCCAUAGUGGCUGAUGAAAAACGUGUCAAAGAAGUUAGCAAAAAGGCCAAAAAGCCCAAAAGAACCGUUGCUACCCGACCAGAACGUGACGCAAAUUCUGAUCAUUCUCCAGUUUCUGCACCAAAGCCAGUGGCUGUGACUGAAGAAGUUGAAUCACCAAAGGUCUUAAAACCAAUAGAACCACAACGUGUUGAAAAAGUUUCUGAAAUAAUUUAUAAGACAUCUGAGCCAACUUGGGCAUCCAUUGUCAGUACGCAGACAACUGUUACUAAACAGGUUUCUGAAGCUCAGCCUGCAAAACCUUUGAAGAAACCCAAAGAGAAGCCAAUUCUUGAUACAAAGCCUAUUCAAAUGUCAAAACAGGUACAAAGCAAAGUAAUAAAAAAACCAAGAGUUGAAGAAGUGAAACCUGUCGAAGAAUUCAAACCAGUGCAAAAACCAACUGCUCCAAUUCCUAGACCUGUUGAAGAAAAGCCAUCAAAACAAAAAGAAGAGCCGGUACCUAUUGAAGUCGAUGACUCUCAAGACGUGAUCACAAGCAAGUCAUGGGCUGAGCUUUUGGAGGAUGAGUUUGAUGACUUUGAAGACGAAGUUAGUGCACCUCAAGCUCCAUUUGUAGUUAAAUUUGAGAAUCUUGAACCUGAAGAUCUUCCAGAAACAGAAGAUACUUGCAUUCCUGAAAAAGAGAAUCUGAUCGUUGAUGAAAAUCUUUCUAUUGAACGAUCUGUUGAUGGCUGUGAUGUUUCGGAACGAGAAGAAACUCUUCCAAUAGAACCAAUAAAGAACUUAGUUGUAAGGAAGGAAGAUACAACUGAUACAGUGACUUCUCCAAUCUUAGAAACCCAAGCAGCAAUUCCUAUUUCUGAAACAAGUAAAUUCAUUGAAAGUGAGAAGCAGCAUACAACGAUACCUCAAAUAAAAACUGAAUCGCUACCAGCCUCUGAAGAACAUGUAGUAAAAGAAAAGCUUGAAACAUCGAUUGGUGAAGGUGAACUUAAGCUAAAAGAAGAAAUGUUUGAAUCAACAAUUGACAAAUCACUACCAAGCAUGCUUUCACCCAUCGAUUCAGAUUACAGUAAUUUUAAUUUUUGGAAAAAUGCACCUGAAGAAAUAUCAGACCUUGAACCUGUUCCCAAAAAAGAACGAAAGGUAUCAUGGUCAACUAAUUUAAUUCAAGUUAUUACGGAGAAGAAUGAAGAUAACUCUAUUUAUGAUGAAACAUCAGCGGAAUCAACAAACAUAUCAUUGGAACUUCCAACUCUUACCGAAAACGUAGUAUCUGAUAUUUGUUCAUAUGAACCUGCUCUACAUAGUGAUGAACAAAACGUUGUCAAAAUUGUUCCUUCUUAUGAGGAGAAGACUAGUGAAACAACAAUUGUGAAAGAAAUUAAGGAAUUUGAAAGCAAUAAUAUUGAUACUUCAUUGGAAGACGAAAUGAUAGUAAAAACAGAGCCGGUUCAAACUGCCGCAACUUAUGAUUCUGAAAUAGAGAAAGAGAAGAAUGCUGAUGAAGAUGAAGUAAAAUCAAUUGGUGUUGCUGUAGGUAACACAGAACACUUAGUAAACCAAACAAUCACCCAAACUUCAUGGUCAGUAAUUUCAACAACUAGCGAAUUUACUAACAAUCAACAAACCAAAGUCGAAGAAGAUCGCAAGCCUAACAUCACAGAUGUCACAGAAGAAAAGAAAGUUGAUUCACCUGAAAUAAAACAGAAAGAAGUGGUUUCUGAAGUCGUCGUCGUUGAUAAAAACCCAACUGUUGAACUUGAGGAAUCAAUCACAGAACUUCAAACAACCGUUGAACCACAGAAGACUACUAAAAAUAAGUCGAAAAAGAAGAAGGCCACUGAUACUUCUGUAGAUAAGGAAGUUAUUCCCGUAGAAGAAAAGCCAGUUGAUGUAUCUGAACCUGAGAAAACAGACACCACUACCGAGCAAUCUUCCUGGUCAACUAUUGUCAAGACAACUACUACUGAAUUCAUUCCAACUGAACAACCGAAACGUACUGAAGUCGUUCUUGAAGAAGAACCAGUGGUAUCUGAACUCGUCGUUGAUGAAAAACCAACUGCUGAACUUGAGAAACCGAUAAUAGAACCUCAAACAAUUGUUGAACCACAGAAGGUAACUAAAAAUAAGUCGAAAAAGAAGAAGACCACUGAUACUUCUGUAGAUAAGGAAGUUAUUCCCGUAGAAGAAAAGCCAGUUGAUGUAUCUGAACCUGAAAAACAAGAAGCACCAGCCGAGCAAUCUUCAACUUCCUGGUCAACUAUUGUUAAGACUACCACUACUGAAUUUAUAUCUGCUGAACAAUCGCAUGUUCCACAGCCCACAAUUAGAAAGGAAACAAUUGUAUCUGAAUUCGUCGUUGAUGAAAAACCAACUCUUGAAGUUGAGGAACCGAUCACAGAACCUCAAACAAUUGUUGAACCACAGAAGCCAACUAAAAAUAAGUCGAAAAAGAAGAAGACCACUGAUACUUCUGUAGAUAAGGAAGUUAUUCCCGUAGAAGAAAAGCCAGUUUAUGUAUCUGAACCUGAAAAACCAGACACCACUACCGAGCAAUCUUCAACUUCCUGGUCAACUAUUGUUAAGACUACCACUACUGAAUUUAUAUCUGCUGAACAAUCGCAUGUUCCACAACCCACAAUUAGAAAGGAAACAAUUGUAUCUGAAUUCGUCGUUGAUGAAAAACCAACAGCUGAACUAAAGGAACCGAUAACAGAACCUCAAACAAUUGUUGAACCACAGAAGCCAACUAAAAAUAAGUCUAAGAAAAAGAAGACUUCUGAUUCAUCUGUAGAUAAGGAAGUUAUUCCCGUAGAAGAAAAGCCAGCUGAUGUAUCUGAACCUGAAAAACCAGACACCACUACCGAGCAAUCUUCCUGGUCAACUAUUGUCAGGACAACUACUACUGAAUUCAUUCCAACUGAACAACCGAAACGUACUGAAGUCGUUCUUGUAGAAGAACCAGUGGUAUCUGAACUCGUCGUUGAUGAAAAACCAACUGCUGAACUUAAGGAACCGAUAACAGAACCUAUAACAAUUGUUGAACCACAGAAGCCAACUAAAAAUAAGUCGAAAAAGAAGAAGACCACUGAUACUUCUGUAGAUAAGGAAGUUAUUCCCGUAGAAGAAAAGCUAGUUGAUGUAUCUGAACCUGAAAAACCAGACACCACUACCGAGCAAUCUUCAACUUCCUGGUCAACUAUUGUUAAGACUACCACUACUGAAUUUAUAUCUGCUGAACAAUCGCAUGUUCCACAACCCACAGUUAGAAAGGAAACAAUUGUAUCUGAAUUCGUCGUUGAUGAAAAACCAAAAGCUGAACUUAAGGAACCGAUAACAGAACCUCAAACAAUUGUUGAACCACAGAAGCCAACUAAAAAUAAGUCUAAGAAAAAGAAGACUACUGAUUCAUCUGUAGAUAAGGAAGUUAUUCCCGUAGAAGAAAAGCCAGUUGAUGUAUCUGAACCUGAAAAACAUGACGCACCUACUGAGCAAACUUCUACUUCCUGGUCAACUAUUGUUAAGACUACCACUACUGAAUUUAUAUCUGCUGAACAAUCGCAUGUUCCACAACCCACAAUUAGAAAGGAAACAAUUGUAUCUGAAUUCGUCGUUGAUGAAAAAUCAACAGCUGAACUUAAGGAACCGAUAACAGAACCUCAAACAAUUGUUCAACCACAGAAGCCAACUAAAAAUAAGUCUAAGAAAAAGAAGACUUCUGAUUCAUCCGUAGAUAAGGAAGUUAUUCCCGUAGAAGAAAAGCCAGUUGAUGUAUCUGAACCUGAAAAACCAGACACCACUACCGAGCAAUCUUCCUGGUCAACUAUUGUCAAGACAACUACUACUGAAUUCAUUCCAACUGAACAACCGAAAUGUACUGAAGUCGUUCUUGUAGAAGAACCAGUGGUUUCUGAACUCGUCGUUGAUGAAAAACCAACUGCUGAACUUGAGGAACCGAUAACAGAACCUAUAACAAUUGUUGAACCACAGAAGCCAACUAAAAAUAAGUCGAAAAAGAAGAAGACCACUGAUACUUCUGUAGAUAAGGAAGUUAUUCCCGUUGAAGAAAAGCCAGUUGAUGUAUCUGAACCUGAAAAACCAGACACCACUACCGAGCAAUCUUCCUGGUCAACUAUUGUCAAGACAACUACUACUGAAUUCAUUCCAACUGAACAAUCGAAACGUACUGAAGUCGUUCUUGUAGAAGAACCAGUGGUAUCUGAACUCGUCGUUGAUGAAAAACCAACUGCUGAACUUGAGGAACCGAUAACAGAACCUAUAACAAUUGUUGAACCACAAAAGCCAACUAAAAAUAAGUCGAAAAAGAAGAAGACCACUGAUACUUCUGUAGAUAAGGAAGUUAUUUCCGUAGAAGAAAAGCCAGUUGAUGUAUCUGAACCUGAAAAACCAGACACCACUACCGAGCAAUCUUCAACUUCCUGGUCAACUAUUGUUAAGACUACCACUACUGAAUUUAUAUCUGCUGAACAAUCGCAUGUUCCACAACCCACAAUUAGAAAGGAAACAAUUGUAUCUGAAUUCGUCGUUGAUGAAAAACCAAAAGCUGAACUUAAGGAACAGAUAACAGAACCUCAAACAAUUGUUGAACCACAGAAGCCAACUAAAAAUAAGUCUAAGAAAAAGAAGACUACUGAUUCAUCUGUAGAUAAGGAAGUUAUUCCCGUAGAAGAAAAGCCAGUUGAUGUAUCUGAACCUGAAAAACAUGACGCACCUACUGAGCAAACUUCUACUUCCUGGUCAACUAUUGUUAAGACUACCACUACUGAAUUUAUAUCUGCUGAACAAUCGCAUGUUCCACAACCCACAAUUAGAAAGGAAACAAUUGUAUCUGAAUUCGUCGUUGAUGAAAAAUCAACAGCUGAACUUAAGGAACCGAUAACAGAACCUCAAACAAUUGUUGAACCACAGAAGCCAACUAAAAAUAAGUCUAAGAAAAAGAAGACUUCUGAUUCAUCCGUUGAUAAGGAAGUUAUUCCCGUAGAAGAAAAGCCAGUUGAUGUAUCUGAACCUGAAAAACCAGACACCACUACCGAGCAAUCUUCCUGGUCAACUAUUGUCAAGACAACUACUACUGAAUCCAUUCCAACUGAACAACCGAAACGUACUGAAGUCGUUCUUGUAGAAGAACAAGUGGUUUCUGAACUCGUCGUUGAUGAAAAACCAACUGCUGAACUUGAGGAACCGAUAACAGAACCUAUAACAAUUGUUGAACCACAGAAGCCAACUAAAAAUAAGUCGAAAAAGAAGAAGACCACUGAUACUUCUGUAGAUAAGGAAGUUAUUCCCGUAGAAGAAAAGCCAGUUGAUGUAUCUGAACCUGAAAAACCAGACACCACUACCGAGCAAUCUUCCUGGUCAACUAUUGUCAAGACAACUACUACUGAAUUCAUUCCAUCUGAACAACCGAAACGUACUGAAGUCGUUCUUGUAGAAGAACCAGUGGUAUCUGAACUCGUCGUUGAUGAAAAACCAACUGCUGAACUUGAGGAACCGAUAACAGAACCUAUAACAAUUGUUGAACCACAGAAGCCAACUAAAAAUAAGUCGAAAAAGAAGAAGACCACUGAUACUUCUGUAGAAAAGGAAGUUAUUCCCGUAGAAGAAAAGUCAGUUGAUGUAUCUGAACCUGAAAAACAUGACUCACCUUCCCAGCAACCUUCAACUUCCUGGUCAACUAUUGUUAAGACUACCACUACUGAAUUUAUAUCUGCUGAUCAAUCGAAUAUUUCACAACCCACAAUUAGAAAGGAAACAGUUGUAACUGAAAUCGUCGUUGAUGAAAAACCAACAGCUGAACUUAAGGAACCGAUAACAGAACCUCAAACAAUUGUUGAACCACAGAAGCCACCUAAAAAUAAGUCUAAGAAAAAGAAGACUACUGAUUCAUCCGUAGAUAAGGAAGUUAUUCCCGUAGAAGAAAAGCCAGUUGAUGUAUCUGAACCUGAAAAACCAGACACCACUACCGAGCAAUCUUCAACUUCCUGGUCAACUAUUGUCAAGACAACUACUACUGAAUUCAUUCCAACUGCACAACCGAAACGUACUGAAGUCGUUCUUGUAGAAGAACCAGUGGUAUCUGAACUCGUCGUUGAUGAAAAACCAACUGCUGAACUUGAGGAACAGAUAACAGAACCUAUAACAAUUUUUGAGCCACAGAAGCCAACUAAAAAUAAGUCGAAAAAGAAGAAGGCCACUGAUACUUCUGUAGAUAAGGAAGUUAUUCCCGUAGAAGAAAAGCCAGUUGAUGUAUCUGAACCUGAAAAACAUGACGCACUUACUGAGCAAACUUCUACUUCCUGGUCAACUAUUGUUAAGACUAGCACUACUGAAUUUAUAUCUGCUGAACAAUCGCAUGUUCCACAACCCACAACUAGAAAGGAAACUAUUGUAUCUGAAUUCGUCGUUGAUGAAAAACCAACAGCUGAACUUAAGGAACCGAUAACAAAACCUCAAACAAUUUUUGAACCACAGAAGCCACCUAAAAAUAAGUCUAAGAAAAAGAAGACUACUGAUUCAUCCGUAGAUAAGGAAGUUAUUCCCGUAGAAGAAAAGCCAGUUGAUGUAUCUGAACCUGAAAAACCAGACACCACUACCGAGCAAUCUUCAACUUCCUGGUCAACUAUUGUUAAGACUACCACUACUGAAUUUAUAUCUGCUGAACAAUCGCAUGUUCCACAACCCACAAUUAGAAAGGAAACAAUUGUAUCUGAAUUCGUCGUUGAUGAAAAACCAACUCUUGAAGUUGAGGAACCGAUCACAGAACCUCAAACAAUUGUUGAACCACAGAAGCCAACUAAAAAUAAGUCGAAAAAGAAGAGGACCACUGAUACUUCUGUAGAGAAAGAAGUUAUUUCCGUAGAAGAAAAGCCAGUUGAUGUAUCUGAACCUGAAAAACCAGACACCACUACCGAGCAAUCUUCAACUUCCUGGUCAACUAUUGUUAAGACUUCCACUUCUGAAUUUAUAUCUGCUGAACAAUCGCAUGUUCCUCAACCCACAAUUAGAAAGGAAAAAAUUGUAUCUGAAUUCGUCGUUGAUGAAAAACGUACUUUUGAAGUUGAGAAAAUGAUCACAGAACCUCAUACAAUUGUUGAACCACAGAAGCCAACUAAAAAUAAGUCGAAAAAGAAGAAGACCACUGAUACUUCUGUAGAUAAGGAAGUUAUUCCCGUAGAAGAAAAGGCAGUUGAUGUAUCUGAACCUGAAAAACCAGACACCACUACCGAGCAAUCUUCAACUUCCUGGUCAACUAUUGUCAAGACUACUACUACUGAAUUCAUUCCAACCGAACAACCGAAACGUACUGAAGUCGUUCUUGUAGAAGAACCAGUGGUAUCUGAACUCGUCGUUGAUGAAAAAUCAACUGCUGAACUUGAGGAACCGAUAACAGAACCUCAAACAAUUGUUGAACCACAGAAACCAACUAAAAAUAAGUCUAAAAAGAAGAAGGCCACUGAUACUUCUGUAGAUAAGGAAGUUAUUCCCGUAGAAGAAAAGCCAGUUGCUGUAUCUGAACCUGAAAAACAAGACACUACCGAGCAAUCUUCAACUUCCUGGUCAACUAUUGUUAAGACUACCACUACUGAAUUUAUAUCUGCUGAACAAUCGCAUGUUCCACAACCCACAAUUAGAAAGGAAACAAUUGUAUCUGAAUUCGUCGUUGAUGAAAACCCCACUCUUGAAGUUGAGGAAACGAUCACAGAACCUCAAACAAUUGUUGAACCACAGAAGCCAACUAAAAAUAAGUCUAAGAAGAAGAAGGCCACUGAUACUUCUGUUGAUAAGGAAGUUAUUCCCGUAGAAGAAAAGCCAGUUGAUGUAUCCGAACCUGAAAAACCAGACACCACUACCGAGCAAUCUUCAACUUCCUGGUCAACUAUUGUCAAGACUACUACUACUGAAUUCAUUCCAACUGAACAACCGAAACGUACUGAAGUCGUUUUUGUAGAAGAACCAGUGGUAUCUGAACUCGUCGUUGAUGAAAAACCAACUGCUGAACUUAAGGAACCGAUAACAGAACCUCAAACAAUUGUUGAACCACAGAAGCCAACUAAAAAUAAGUCGAAAAAGAAGAAGACCACUGAUACUUCUAUAGAUAAGGAAGUUAUUCCCGUAGAAGAAAAGCCAGUUGAUGUAUCUGAACCUGAAAAACCAGACACCACUACCAAGCAAUCUUCAACUUCCUGGUCAACUAUUGUUAAGACUACCACUACUGAAUUUAUAUCUGCUGAACAAUCGCAUGUUCCACAACCCACAAUUAGAAAGGAAACAAUUGUAUCUGAAUUCGUCGUUGAUGAAAAACCAACUCUUGAAGUUGAGGAACCAAUCACAGAACCUCAUACAAUUGUUGAACCACAGAAGCCAACUAAAAAUAAGUCGAAAAAGAAGAAAACCACUGAUACUUCUGUAGAUAAGGAAGUUAUUCCCGUAGAAGAAAAGCCAGUUGAUGUAUCUGAACCUAAAAAACCAGACACCACUACCGAGCAAUCUUCCUGGUCAACUAUUGUCAAGACAACUACUACUGAAUUCAUUCCAACUGAACAACCGAAACGUACUGAAGUCGUUCUUGUAGAAGAACCAAUGGUAUCUGAACUCGUCGUUGAUGAAAAACCAACUGCUGAACUUGAGGAACCGAUAACAGAACCUCAAACAAUUGUUGAACCACAGAAACCAACUAAAAAUAAGUCUAAAAAGAAGAAGGCCACUGAUACUUCUGUAGAUAAGGAAGUUAUUCCCGUAGAAGAAAAGCCAGUUGCUGUAUCUGAACCUGAAAAACCAGACACUACCGAGCAAUCUUCAACUUCCUGGUCAACUAUUGUUAAGACUACCACUACUGAAUUUAUAUCUGCUGAACAAUCGCAUGUUCCACAACCCACAAUUAGAAAGGAAACAAUUGUAUCUGAAUUCGUCGUUGAUGAAAACCCCACUCUUGAAGUUGAGGAAACGAUCACAGAACCUCAAACAAUUGUUGAACCACAGAAGCCAACUAAAAAUAAGUCUAAGAAGAAGAAGGCCACUGAUACUUCUGUUGAUAAGGAAGUUAUUCCCGUAGAAGAAAAGCCAGUUGAUGUAUCUGAACCUGUAAAACCAGACACCACUACCGAGCAAUCUUCAACUUCCUGGUCAACUAUUGUCAAGACUACUACUGAAUUCAUUCCAACUGAACAACCGAAACGUACUGAAGUCGUUUUUGUAGAAGAACCAGUGGUAUCUGAACUCGUCGUUGAUGAAAAACCAACUGCUGAACUUGAGGAACAGAUAACAGAACCUAUAACAAUUGUUGAGCCACAGAAGCCAACUAAAAAUAAGUCGAAAAAGAAGAAGACCACUGAUACUUCUGUAGAUAAGGAAGUUAUUCCCGUAGAAGAAAAGCCAGUAGAUGUAUCUGACCCUGAAAAACCAGACACCACUACCGAGCAAUCUUCAACUUCCUGGUCAACUAUUGUUAAGACUACCACUACUGAAUUUAUAUCUGCUGAACAAUCGCAUGUUCCACAACCCACAAUUAGAAAGGAAACAAUUGUAUCUGAAUUCGUCGUUGAUGAAAAACCAACUCUUGAAGUUGAGGCACCGAUCACAGAACCUCAUACAAUUGUUGAACCACAGAAGCCAACUAAAAAUAAGUCGAAAAAGAAGAAGACCACUGAUACUUCUGUAGAUAAGGAAGUUAUUCCCGUAGAAGAAAAGCCAGUUGAUGUAUCUGAACCUAAAAAACAUGACGCACCUACUGAGCAAACUUCUACUUCCUGGUCAACUAUUGUUAAGACUACCACUACUGAAUUUAUAUCUGCUGAACAAUCGCAUGUUCCACAACCCACAACUAGAAAGGAAACAAUUGCAUCUGAAUUCGUCGUUGAUGAAAAACCAACAGCUGAACUUAAGGAACCGAUAACAGAACCUCAAACAAUUGUUGAACCACAGAAGCCAACUAAAAAUAAGUCGAAAAAGAAGAAGACCACUGAUACUUCUGUAGAUAAGGAAGUUAUUCUCGUAGAAGAAAAGCCAGUUGAUGUAUCUGAACCUGAAAAACCAGACACCACUACCGAGCAAUCUUCAACUUCCUGGUCAACUAUUGUUAAGACUACCACUACUGAAUUUAUAUCUGCUGAACAAUCGCAUGUUCCACAACCAACAAUUAGAAAGGAAACAAUUGUAUCUGAAUUCGUCGUUGAUGAAAAACCAACAGCUGAACUUAAGGAACCGAUAACAGAACCUCAAACAAUUGUUGAACCACAAAAGCCAACUAAAAAUAAGUCUAAGAAAAAGAAGACUACUGAUUCAUCCGAAGAUAAGGAAGUUAUUCCCGUAGAAGAAAAGCCAGUUGAUGUAUCUGAACCUGAAAAACCAGACACCACUACCCAGCAAUCUUCAACUUCCUGGUCAACUAUUGUCAAGACUACUACUACUGAAUUCAUUCCAACUGAACAACCGAAACGUACUGAAGUCGUUCUUGUAGAAGAACCAGUGGUAUCUGAACUCGUCGUUGAUGAAAAACCAACUGCUGAACUUAAGGAACCGAUAACAGAACCUCAAACAAUUGUUGAACCACAGAAGCCAACUAAAAAUAAUUCUAAGAAGAAGAAGACCACUGAUAUUUCUGUAGAUAAGGAAGUUAUUCCCGUAGAAGAAAAGCCAGUUGAUGUAUCUGAACCUGAAAAACAAGAAGCACCAGCCGAGCAAUCUUCAACUUCCUGGUCAACUAUUGUUAAGACUACUACUACUGAAUUCAUCUCUGCUGAACAAUCAAAACUUCCAGAACCAUCAGUUAAAUAUGAGUUAGAUGUAUCUGAAGUUCUCGUUGCUAAAAAACCAUCUGAACCUGAGGAACAAGAAACAGAAUCUGAAAUAUUUGAAACACAGAACUCUACUUCUGUAGAAGAGGAAGUUGUCCCCAUAGAAGAAAUUGAUACAAACUUCACUUCUUUAAAAACAACAUCUUGGUCAGAUAUGGUUGAUGAAGAAACUAUUGAAGAGGAAAAAUCAAAAGAAACUGUGAAACAGAUUGAAACUGUCAUCCGUGAACAAGAAAUUUCCAAGCCUAAAUCCAAAAAAAUGAAGCCAGUAUCGAUUGAUGAUUCUGUUUCUGAAACGGAUCAAAUGAAAUCAUGGAAACAUAAAUCCAAAAAGGAAAAAAUAGACACAUUGAAGAAAGAAGAAACUGAAGACCAAAAGCCGAUACAUGUCGAGAGGCCUGUAUCUAAAAAAGACACAAGUAGAACAAUAACUCCAGCUCCAAUUCCAGCACCUCAAUUAAUGUCUUGGUCAUCUAUUGUGCAACAAAAUAUUGAGAAACCAACAGUCAGUCAAAUUGAAAGAAAAGUGCAAGAAUCCAAACAAAUAAUCAAGGCACCAAAAGCUCCUGAAGAAUCACAACCUGAUUCUGUUAUUGUUAAACAAACCUCCGACUUUAUUUCUUCGGAACAAAAAGAAGUUUCCAAGUUUGAUGGAGGCAAGAACGUGUUUAGAGAAAGAUUCGAGACAAUUGAUGAAUUCGAUAAGUCGAAGGACUUACAUGUUAUAAGUGAAACAUCUGCUAAACAUAAACCAAAGGAUCAAAAGCCCAAGGAACAGAAACGAAAAAUGACACCAAAUGAAGUUAUUAAAUCUUCUCCUGCUCAACAAUUCGAAUCGCAUGAACAACUUGUUCCUAGUGGCUUAGAUAUUUCCUUGGCUCAAAGAAAUACAUAUUCAUUAUCUGUAUUAGUGAACCAAACUCACGAACUUAUUGAAAGUGAAAAACAAAAAGUACCGGAUAAGAUAAUUUCUUCAACAAUAACGCCUUCAAUAGAAGAAGUCGAUAUAACUAUUAAAGACCAUCUUGUAUCUGAGCCUGUGAUCAGCUUUGCUUCUCAGACGGAACAUCCUGAAGAAAACGAAGACAAACAUCCAAGUGAAAAAUCAGUCAGGCAUUCAGAAAAGCAUAAGCCUGAAAAUUGGAAGAGGGAGAAAAAGCCCAAGAAGUCGGAUACCGUUGAACUUGUUGCAUCAAAGGAAGACAUUCCAUCUAAAGAACCUAAUGAACAAACGAAACCAAACGUUUGGAAACUAAGUGAAACGUAUGCUGAAAUUGUAAGAAAAUCCGGAUCUGCUAGUGAGCCUUUCAUUAAUGAAACCCAAAUCAUACAACAUUCUGUCGCCCAUCGUUAUAGGGACGAAUCGAUCACACAAAAAGAUAUUGAGAAUAUUGAAGAGUUUGAAAACUCUGAACGUUUUGUAGACAUUUUAGAACCUGAAGUGGAAGUAUCAGAAAUUGUGACAAUUGAACCAAAAGAACCAGAACCUAAACUUGACGGUACCGUGAAAGUGCCUGAAAUAUCCAAUGUAGAAGUUGAAUAUUUGCAAGAAGUCGAAAGUACUGAUAAACCAGAAGAAGAAAUUUUGUCCUGGAAAGAGAUGAUGAAUGAAGAUGACGUCUCUGCCAAAUCAUGGGCAUCGAUUGUGAAAGACAACGCUGGUGAGCAGCAAUUUAAGAUGACUGUUGUAGUACCGGCGAUAAAAUCGGAAGAAGUAUCACAAAGAAAAUCAAGACCAUCAGUACGUCCAACAAUACAUGUUACUGAAGUUGCUGACUACAGUCAUGAAAUGGAACAACCGUUGGAUUCUGAAGGCUUCCUUGAGUGUAUUUCGAAAAAAGAAAAGCAUCGCAGAAGAUCCAGAUCGAGAUCGCAACAGCAAAAUUAUGAAGAGCAAGUACAUGAGACGGUACAAGAACCGGUUCAAGAGACAAAGUCAAAAUCAAAGAAAAAUAAGUCGAAGAAACCUGCUAAGAAAGAAGAUGAAGAAAGAACUUAUAAUCAGCCCAAAGUUGAAGCUGUCGUUUCAACUGAACCGGAGACAUCAACUUCUGAUAAAACAAUUCAGUUAUCGUGGUCUUCUGUUGUAAUGCAAGCUGAAGAAGAAGAAUUGGCACAAAAUGACUUUACCAGUCCAUUAGAAAUUAAAACAGAAGCUCUGAAACCUAAACAAAAGAUUCAAAAAACCAAAUUUCCUAAGGAUGAAGCUAGUGAAGACCGUUUACAAACUUCAAGUAUAAAACCUUCCAAAGAGAAGAAGAAAACCAAGAAACCAUCCAAAAUAAUUGAUCAAUUAGUUUCAGAAAAACUUAAACCUUCAGAACUCAAAACUCCGGAGAUUACAAAAGAAGAACCUGCCCUUCAUGAAACCGCUGCUUCACAACCAUCGAAAGUUACUGAUUUAGUACUUCUAGAUGAAAUUGAAACCUUGAAACUAAAAACAACUGACAUUCUUCAAGAAAAACACGUCUUAAGCGAAACAGCUCCAUCAAAGAUAGAUAAUACUGUGCUUCGAGAACAACAACAAACAACAGAAUUCAAAACGCCUGAAGUUGAAAAAGAAAAACCUGCUUUGCUUCCAACACCCGAACCAACCCCAUCAAAAAUAGUUGAGGAAAAACUUCAAACUAUAGAACUGAUAACUCCUGAGAUCAUUAAAGAAGAACUUGUAAUACGCGAAACAUCCGAAAUAAUGAUACCAUCAGCAACAAUUGAUGAAGUAUCUCAAGAACAACUUCUACCUUCAGAACACAAAACUACUGACAUAACUAAAGAAGAAGCUUCAGGUCUGCAUCUUGAAGAACAAAUACAAUCUUUUGAAGAAGAAUCUGUAACUAUUGAAACAGCUGAACAAACAACUGAAACUGUUACAAAACAGAUUCAACUAUUAGAAAAAGAAGAACUAACUCUUAAACAAGAGGAGAAUGAUUCAAGUAUAACACAUCAAACUCCUGAUACACUAGUCCUUGAGCCUGUAACCGAAAUAUUGCCUAUUGAUUCAUCACUUGAGGAAAAACAUUCAAGCAGUGAGGACAAACAGGACCAGCACUCUGAAAUAGUCGACAAUGAGAGUAUUGAACUUGUGACUUCUACUGAAAAGCCGUUUACAGAACCGGAAAAAUUACCCAUCAUAUUAGCCGAAAACACAAACAAAGACAUUUUGACUGUGGAAUCUACAUUAGAAGAAGUAAUUGAUAAAAUUGAUCAGACCUCAUCAAAACCAGAAGAUACAGUAUCUAUUGAAACAUCUUCGUUAGAUAUGACCACUAUGCCAGCAGAUAAGUUUGAUGCUGAAGUUUUGUUCACCGACAACUCAACAAGAGUCAUUAUUACUAAAACCACAAGAUUUGAAACUCCCGUACAAAAAACGAAGUUAGAACAAGAAUCCCUUGUUUCGGCUGAACCAAUAUCUUUAGAAGAACCACAUACUUCAACAACAAAUAUCUCAGAAGUAACACAGAUCCCAUCUAAAACUGAAAAGAUUUCAAAGGAAAUGCCACAACACUUGCUCCCAAGUAAGGAUGAUUCACAAGAUUUAGUUGAAGCAGCUGACAAACGUGAUGCAUCCACGAAACCAAUUGAAAAACCUAAUGAAAGUAACGUAUUUGAAUCAUUUUCAAAUAUACCAAUUGACAAAAAUCAAUACGCCCAUACUUCGAUAACUAACGUACCUGAAAACACCUGGUCAACUACCAUUAGCUACAUCACAGAAUCUAAGGUAUCAGAACCUUAUACACCAGAUAUAGAUUCUGAUACAAAUGCGAAUGCUUCAACAUUUUCAACAACAACAUCUGAAAAUAUUCCACAAUUUUGGUCAGCAACUGUUCAUUCUUCAAACGAGUCCAACAUCAUAACAACUCCAGAACUAUCAAACGAAAGUGAUGCUCUUAAGAAAAUCACUGAAGCAAUUGCUAGAACAACUGAAAUCUUACAAAAACCAGUGAAUGAAGUUGAAAUUGAUUCUUCACCAAAAGUAAAAACCCAACCAAAGGAUUUGAAUAUCCUUGACUGGCAUCUUCAAAAUGAGUCAUUAGUUUUAGAUAGUUCAGAAAUUAGUUUCAUAGCUGAUAAUGAAAAUAGGGAAAACACUAAACACAUUCCUGUAGAACCUACACAAAACAUUGAAUCAAAAUCUGACGAAAUUCUGUAUAACCUUAACCGUGACUCUUUCCGCAUGAAUAUUACUUCUCCGGCAGUGUUUGAAGCUGGAUGGGUCUUAUUCCUGCAAAAACAAAGUGUGCCUUCUCAGGCCACAAAGACUGACAUUUCUGAACAAACAAUUAAGACUGAUAUUGUGAAUGUUGACACACAAGAAGUUUCUAACUUUGAACAAGAAAAAGACGCAAAAGCACGACUUUGUCAAAACUUGUAUUUCGAUAAUCUAGUUAGUACAGUACGUUCUCGAUUUACCGAACACGAAGAAGAGUGUCGUGUCCGACUAGUCAGCGAUUCUGAGCUAAACAAAGAUAAGGUAGACGAAGACAAUAACGAAGACGAAGACGAGGACGAAGAAAUUCAAGACCAAACACCUGCCAUUGACAUCACAAAGAAAAAAUCUGACAAAGAUGACGAUGAUGAUCGUAGCCCUGGAAGCAGUGGUUCAAGCGGCACUGUAACACCAACCUCUAAGACUCAAACAAGUAUGAGCUGCGCUUCACAAAGUAUGUCAGCCGAUCUGCCAGGUGGUAUUGCAAAUUGGCGCGAUCAAAGUACUUAUAUUGCCUUAGAAGACAAUAAACCAGAUAACUCAGAAAUAACAAUUUCCACAACUGAAAACAAAAACAUAUCCACUACCCUCAUUCCCAAAGAACUCCCAAUUCCCGCACCCACAGAUCUUCCAAUUCCCGUGUCUAACCUUAAAAUCACAGCAAAAAUAACGUCCGAUGUGAUAGAAACUGCAACCAAAAGUGUGGAGCAAUUAACAAUUCUGCCCAGCACUAAACUAACUCCAAUUGUUGUUGCCGCUGCAAGCUCGCCCACAAUCACUACAACCACUAAAACAGAAACAGUCUUACCCGAAAGUAUGCUCCCAGAGCACACAAUCACUACAAAAACUACUACAACGACAACUACAACCACCGAUGAGCUUAUAGCGCCUGAAAUUGCUUCGAGAACGAAACCUUCAAUUGUCAAAAGGACGACAAAGACAACGACCACUACUGUGACUGCACCUCCUGGCGAGCAUUCCACAUCUACAGCGGCGGCGGUCUUAGAAAACAAAGAUGUCGUUCUCGAGUACAGCCAUCAACAGAAGGAGAUAAUUUCACAAGAAAUUGAUGAACUUCUUCAGUCACUAUCUACCAUUGAAGAUGGAAUUGGCAAUUUGCCAAACACAAGCCUUGAAAAUAUGGCACAUAGCUUAAAGCUUAUUCUACAAAACCUUAAUUCGUAUAUGGAAGAAGUUGAACGUAUUAAAGAGGUCAGCAAAACAUUCCCAACAGAUCCCCAAACGGACCGAAUUCUAAAUGAAAUUAGGGAUCGUAUUGAUUUCCUAACACUUAGGUCACAACAAGGAAUAACUAUGAUAGAGAGCGCACUACAAGAACAACAAAAGCGUAAACAAGAACUUGAAAACUACCAACGCCACCUAUCUGAAGUUGAAAACUGGUGCGGAAGUGCUUUCACUGAAACGCAGAAUAUUGCCAGUAUUCCAAUUGAAGAUCAAAUUCCAGCUCUCCAAAGUUUGCUAAGAAAUCUGAAAGAAAAAGAAUCUUCAUUACUUCAAAUUCUACUAAGUUCAAAAGACUUGCAACAGCACAAUGAUAUAUCGGAAUUGGCUACCGUUCUUUCUGAACAGCUAACUUUAUUGAUAACAACCAUUCGAGAACAGAUAACUGUGAUAACAACACGAAUAACUGUUAUCGAAACUCAAAUCUUUGAAGAGAAGAAGAUUAGAGAAGAAAAGAAGAAGAGAGAUGAAGAAGAAGAGAUUAAUAGGAAGAAGAGGGAAGAAGAAGAAGAAAAUAAUAGGAAGAAGAGGGAAGAAGAAGAAGAAGAAGAAGAAGAAGAAAAGAAAAUCAAAGAAAUAGAAGAAGAAAAACUGAAAAAUCGAAUAGUCGUUAAAGAAGUGUCGAUAGUUCAAAAAGAAUCUCCCAAGACUUCAGAACCUGUUCAAGAAGAAGUAGUUCCAAUUGUGCAACAGUCAGAAGAUACUCCACUAGGUUCCCUUGUCGAUGAAAACACAAUUGAUUCUACCUCUAUGCCUGAAGAAGAAAUUAAACCUGCCUUGGUAGAUCAAUUUGAAGUUGAAACACAAACAUCAUUUAGUUUCGUGCAACCAGUUGAAGUUGUUGCUCAAACUGAAGUUGAUGUACAAACCAGUUUCCCAUUGAUUGAAACUGUUGAAACAGUUGAAACAUCAAUGCAAACCCAAAAAGAGCGAAAACCUACUGAAAAUAUUUUCGUUACUCAAAAAGUUCUGGGAAAUAGAGAAACUAUCCAAAUCGACACUCGUCCAAAUCAAGAAAUUCCAGACAAACCUGAUGAUAUAUUUGUUGAAGCUAGGUUCCAUCAAAAACCACAACACGACGUUGAUCGUGCUACAGAGCUUGUUAUGCAAAAUGUCCCUGAAUCGUUCGAAACAACUUUCGUUCAACCCGAUGAAACAACUACCGAAGUUGUUAUCGGUCCUGAUGGAACAAAACAAAUUAUUGUUAAGAAACUCAUAAGAACUAUCCACAGGACGCAAACUACUUCAACUACAGGAGAGUCUCCUAACACUGCUGAAAACAUUCAAGUGAUUUCAACAACACCAGAAAGUGGUGAUGAUAAGAAAGCAUUGAUGAUCUUGUCUGAAGGCAUACCUCAGAUUGAUCCAGAACAAGCUCAAUUUGCACCUUUCACUGCCACUGAAUCUUCUAGUGUUCGUGCAGUAGUCCAACAGGUUACACGCAAGGUUAUACGCAAAACUCGAAGAGUAGUUAAGCGUAUUGUGACAAUAGAUGGUAAAGAAUGUGUCACAGAAGAGGUAAUUGAAGAACCGGAAGAAGUCGAAGUUACUCAAGAAGAACUACCACCCCAAGUUCAAGUACGAAUCGUCCGUACAGUCAACGGACAGGUUGUAACUGAAGAAGAAUUUGAACGUUUUAAGCAACAACCAGGUGUUGUGAUUGAAGAGCAAGCUCCAAGCACAUCACCAACCAUGGUAACAUCACAGGUAUUUGAAUUAGACCAAGCACCAGUAGAAUUGAAAACUUUUGAUACAGCACCAAUAGUAGAGAUGAUAAGUGAAAUACCUAGUAUCACUAAUGUUACAGAAAGAAAAUCAGAAAGUUCAGUAGAAAUACCAGCCCAGGUAGAAGCAACACUUCCAUCAGUUGAUAAGUCUACCGUCGAGAAACCUCAACAGCAAAUACAACCUGUUGUUGAAAACAUCACCGAAAUAUGGCCAAUUGAACAUCAUUUGAUAUCAACAUCUAUUGAAUUUUCUCAUCGGGAUGAACCAGUCCACGAUAUUGUGGAAUUAGAAGAAGAAGAAGAAAAAUUAGACUUACCUGUGGAAGGUGUUGUUCAAAUUGAAGAAAUUUGGCCAAUAAAUGAAUUGACUGGGCAUUCUAUCGUUUUAGAUUCAAGUAAAUCAUCAAAAUCUAUUGAUGAACCAAAACGACCAGUCGUAGAAAUUGAAAAAUCCCAGCAAGACGUAAAAUCCAUUGAAUCUGAUAAGCCCAGCGUUGAAAAACCUCAUGUUACAGAAAUUCAGAGCUCUUCAGAAGUGGAACAACCUAAAUCAACUCCAAUUACAGAACCUGAAAAUAUAUUUGAACCUCCAGAAAUUCCUAUUGAUUUACCAAAGGAAGAACUCCAAAUGGUAAUACCGGUCAAGAUCGAUGAUACUUCGAUUUGUGACACUACACAAUUAUUCAUAUCGACAGAGGCUGCUUACAGCAAUGAGCCUGUUAUUCAGCAAAGUCACAAGCUUGAAGAGCAAAAACCUGAGACUCAAAAACCAGAUGUUGAUGCUGAAGUAGUAAAAGAGGUCACUUCACUGAAAGAACCAGAAUUGGAGCCACAAGAACUUCUAGUUACAGAAUUGAUUUCAGAGCCUAAAGAAGUUACUGAUACAUUGCCAUUAAAAUCACAACAAGCUGAUCAGGCUGAUGUUGACACUCAUCAAACUACAAUUAUAACAAUUUCAGGAGUUAUUACUACGAGAAAAGAUGAACAAAUAGACAAAACAAAGAUAUCAACAGAUGUGGUGACUACAUCUACAACUACAGAUGUGAAAGUUCAAGAAAUUACACCAGUUAUUGUUGAUACAGUUUCUAUCCAGGAUGCACUCAUCGACGAAACAAAGUCGCUUAAACUUCAAAACGUUCCAAAAACAAACGUGGAACUUCAACAAACCACACAAAUGUUUAUUGCUGGAGAAUCAAUGCCAUCGGAAUCACCCCGAAAAUCAAUAAAAAUGACAGCACCCAGCUUAGACAACACCGGUGAAAGCUUCCUCAAGCUUGGAAUGAGCGUAACUGAUACGUCAAUUCCAUCGCCAAAAAUCAAUUUGAGCAUCAUCGAAACAAGUGUAACAGAAACCGAUGUUGGAGAACCGUCUUGCAGUGAUUCUAUGGAUGGCAAGCGAAAUCGAAAGAAAAAGAAAAGAAAAGACAAGGAGCUUUCUGAAAAAAUUCAAGCAGAACCAGUGUUGGAACCAGAGGUGAAACCUGAAUUGGAACCACAAGUUGAACCAGAGGUAAAACCAGAAAUUGAAGAAGAAACUAAAUUAUCUGUGAAACCUGAAGAAGAAGAAAAGCCAUUGUCCGCCUCUGAAAUAGAAACAAAUCAAGAAAUUGGUUAUGAAGAAGAAGAUUUUACUAUUAGCAAAGACGACAAGGUUCCCAAAGAGGAUAGUAAAAAGAGACGUAAAAAGAAGAAGAAGCAAUCUCUUAAAGUUCAAGAGGAUGAAGACUCCUAUAUCCCUCAAUCUUCUGAAGAAGGCAGUGAUGCAAAGUCUGUAAGCAUUGAAUCGGAAGGUAAAAUUUUAAUUGAAACCAUUGAAAAUAUUAGCCCUGAUAGUGAAGUAUCCAUUAUCAGUGAAGAAAAAUUAGUUAAAAUUAUUGAAGAAUCAGUAAUUUCUCCAAAUUCGGACUCUCCACGUCAAUACGGGGCAUCUGUAGUUAUUCCAACAGAAGUAAUUGAAGUUACUUAUGUUAAAGACGAUGAGCAACAAACAAGUCCUAGAGAAGAAACUGCCAAACCUGAAGAAAUCCCCGAACAGAAAACAAAUGAAACAACCGAAGUGAAGUCUUCACAAACUUCACCCAUCCAUCGUGUUGUAGUUGAUCUUGCACAACAAACAAGUAUUGAACCAGCAAUCGAUGUUCAAGAAGCUGAAUCUCAAACUUUCAUUGUUGAGUUAGUUGAAAAUGAAGCUCAAACUUCUGCUCCGAAAGAAGAAGAGCAUGUUCCUACAAACGUAAUAAAAACAUGUUCAGAAGAGGUACAAACUGAUGAAUUAGUAACACCUGCAGAAACUGCUGAGAUCUCAAGCCAAACUCAUGUCAUAACAACAACUGAAAAAGAACUUCAGACAACCCCACGAGAAUCACCAAAACACAUAGCUAAGCCGGAAGAGAGAUUUGAAGCAUCUGAAAUAGUUAUUCCCGUAUUGGAUGAUAUUGUUUCAGAGUUACGUCUUCCUGCACAGAAGAUUCCAUCCCAAGACCAAGCAGUUCUUACAGAUAGCCCACUAACCGCCGAAACUUCCAUGCAAACAGUUGAAAUUGAAACAGUACAUGAUAAAACUGUAGAGACAAGAGACACUGCAUCUUCUCCAACCCAACAAGAACUUGUAGAAACUUUUGAGGCCUCAAUUCAAACAAGUCCUCUGGAACCUGCCACUGAAGUUGAAGAUUCUUCAAUAACCGUUUCGUCGACUUCAGAGCCUUAUAAUGUUGAAGUGCAUACAAAAGUUGCUGUGCCAGCUGAUACUGACGCUUCAGAAGCUGAACCUGUGCUCUAUGAAUACAAACAGACAUUAGAGUUGCCUAAAAAGCCCAAAAACAAGAGUGACUCAAAUGUGGCCGACAGCACAGUCCCUGAAGUUAACAUAAGCUUUGAGAUUGCUAACAAUGGCGUCUCUGAGCACGAAGUUGUUGUAUCAUCUGUUCAAAUUCAACCUGAUUCAGAUGAUGCCAAGAGACCGAAAUUGCAAAUAAUAUCUACCGAUGAUGCUCCCGAAGAUUUAGCUGAACCUGAUCAACCUCAUGAACAAGACAAGAUUACUGUAACAAAACAAGUGCGAUCUCGUCCUACGUCAUUGGUUAUGAUUGAAGAAGUUAUGUCUCCCACUGAAGUCAUAGAUGUUCCAAUUACACCUGGACCCGAUAUUGAAACCGAAGACUCAAAUAUGUGGUCGGCAGCAACAAGUUCAAUUGUUAUCCAAACUCCCAAAGAAGCAACACAGCAAAUGCUUAUGUCGGAAAGUCUAAUUCACUAUCCCGGCCAAAAGACAACCACAAUUUGGACUGAAACUAAAGAUGCAAUCGGUGACAGAAUUCGGCAUUUGAAGGAAUGUCCUUUCAAACAGCAAACUCCUUUGAGUAACGUCUUGCACUUGGCUACUCUAAGUGAGCAUGUGAAAGAUGAACCUGUCGAAAAUCGGGUAAAGGAAGUUAACGAUUGUUUAGAAGCAUUGGAACAUGUUAUUGAACAAGCCGAUACCACAGUAAUACAAACAACUGUCAUAACUAUAAUUGAAAAGGUUUCAACUUGGCUAGAAACUAUUGAGUACAGAGUGUAUCUAAUUCGCCAACAAUCAAAUGAAGGACCGAGCGAAGAGAAAGUUGAUGGUUACAAUCAACUCGACAAUGAACUUAGCUCAAUUAAGCAGAGCGUCAAUGUCCUUGAAACUAAAGUCGGUAAAGCUACAGCUGUGGUAGAUCCUGAAUCGCAGAGUCAGAUUUUACAAUGUGUCGAAACACUCAAAGAGCAUGUAGUAGCCGUUGAAGAUGUAACAAAGAAUAACCAAGAACAAGACAUUAAAGAUCUUGAAAAGUGGAAUUCGUUCCAAGUUCAAGUCCAUCAAAUGACUACGUUGUUGGAAAGUCUUCAGGAGAGUUUUGAAACAACAGUUUCCGAGGAUACAACUCCAGCUGUUAGACUUGCAAGAUUGGAUGAUCUCGAAAACCAAAACAUUGAUACACUUAAUCAAGUUUCUCAGUUAAUUAACUCAGCACGAUCUUUCCAGAGAGAUUUCCCGAAUAAACAAGUUCCACAGGAAGUCUACACUUCAUUUGAAGUAGCGAAAAAUCUCGAAAAUAAUAUCAUACAAGAAAGAGAUCGUCUUUUGCAGUUGCAGCUUUUAGCUGAAGACUAUGAAGAAACUCUUAAGGAAUUUGCCAAGAUUACAGUAUUAGCCAAUAAACUUGUCGAAAACCCAAUUGUAGCAAGUAACUUGGAUCAGCUGAACAUCGAAGUUCAAAAUCAUAGGAAAUUCUUUGUGAACUUGAGCCACUGUCGGGCAAUUCUGGAAUCUCUUGAAGAAAAUAUAGAUUCAGAAACAAGACAGAAACAUUAUGAGAUGCAUAAGGAGCUGUAUGACCGAGCAACGGUUCUGCUGGAGAAAGCCUCUGAUCGAGCCUCUAAAUUGGCACAAGCUGCUUCCCGUUGGACCGUUCUGGAAAAGGGUAUGAAAGAUGAAAGGCAAUGGCUUCAGGUAGCAACGCAACGAGUUCCUGACCUGUCUACAGUUACUUCAGCUGACUUUGAUCAAUAUACCACUUUGUACCAGUCGCUGAACACUGACAUAUCUCAUCAUUACGUUAAAAUGACGCAGCUUUCUAACAUCUCUAACAAACUACAAGAUCUAGUUCAGUCACCUAAUUUGGUUGAAGAGAGCAAUGAAGGUCUAAUAGUUCUCCUAAAACUGCGUGAAGAAGUUGCAACUUAUUUGCAUCGUCUGCUAAUAUUCAAGGAAAUUUGGACGCAAUACGAAAACCAAACAGAAAAGAUGGAAACAUUCGUCCGAGAUGCAGAAAAGGAGCUAAGUCAAAUUCACAUCCCAGACGAUCCACGAGAACAUCCCAUUGAGCAUAUGCGUCAGUUCUGGGAAGUGAAGGCCUACUUCGAAAUGCACAAUAAUAUCCGAAACGAUGCAGGUGCGACAUUUGAAAAAGCACUUGUGGUCAUUCCUUUGGCUGACGAAAUGCUUCAAAGACAAUUCCAUGCCCAACUUGAAGACCGUUGGCGAGGAGUUUCUGACAGAAUCGAGGGUAUCCAAAGUGCCAUCAUCAAUAGUAUGUCUUCCGAGGAUGUGCCAGAAGAGGAUAGACUUAAAUUGCUUGAGCGAGAACUACAAGAAAUCUAUCUUACCAUGACCAGUAUCAAAGGAGUUAUAAAAAGCGAAGAAGAACUAAGCUUAUACAUUGAACGUAUACAAGUUUUAAAUACUCGAGUUGGUUUCAUUGGCAAUGAACUGGGACGCAUUGGCUUACAGUCAUCUACUGAACCUGAAAAAAUUGGACAGCUAUUUUCACUUUCACACAAAAUAACAACUCAAAUAAGUGAAGAACUUGAAGGUGCCACAAUUCUCAAGGAACGACUUUUAUCCAUCCAAGAAGGCAUCAAUAAUUUGCGAAAGAAUCAAUCAAAAUUGUCAGUAAUUUUGGAUGAAUGCGAAAAUGCUGAAAAGUUAGGAAGCGACGCGAUAGAAAAAGCUGUAUUUGAUUGUCAAGCUGUCGGAGAAGAUCUUAUAUCGAAUUGGCAAGAAAUAAUGCGUUUGCGACAACUUUUGCAUACGCUUCCAAUGCAGUUGAAGAUGUCAGUUUCACCUAUUAAGCUGGAACGAGAAAUAUCUUUGCUGCAAGAUGAACAUUCAUUCUUGGAAUCAAGGUGUGCUAAUAUUAUGACAAUUUUGAAGAAUCGGUUAUCCUUGUGGUUGCGUUAUGAAAGGCAACUAGAUCUUGUGCGAAAUUCUGUACAGGAAACUGAAUUUAUGAUUGAACUACUGAAGGUUCAUGGACAAGUCGAUUAUGAACGGCUAAAGAAAGCUACAGAACGUCUUGAGGGACUUUCCGAUGACCUACAAAAUCGCGAAGAAUUAUUGGGAGAUUUAAAGACGACUGCCAAGCCUCUUAUCGAAACUUGUGAUGGCCAAAUUGUAGAACAAAUCGAAGCAGCCGUCCAAGAAGCAGUUAUCGCAUGGAAUGACACAUCUGGUAAUCUUCUGGACCUUUGUACACGAUAUCAACGAGCUGUUCAACUUUGGGAAAAGUAUAGGAAAGCUUCGGACGUUGUGAAGACUUACAUCCAGCAAGAAAUGGACAGUGUAAAGGCCUUGGAACAACCCUCGGAUUUGAAGCAACAUGCCAAGGUAUCCCAAGAAAGUUUAGUUAAUCAAAAUGAUAAAUUGAAUGAACUUCGAGAGAUGGUUUCGCGUAUAUCAGCUGAUGUUGGAUUGGAUAUAUCGAAUUUAUUGCAAGGUGAAUUGGACGCUUUGGGUCAAAAAUUACAAGAAGUCAAAGAAAGUAUCACAACUUUGGCGAAUGUUGCCGAAACAAAAGAUUUGGAGAGGAAGGGAAUUGAUGAAAAUAUAAUUCAAGCCCGCACUUAUCUGAAUAAUGUUCAACAGGACAUGUCACGUUCUCCAACAAAUCCAAAAGAAACCGAAGAUCAAUUAAUUGCCUUACGAAAUCACCUCCAAACCCUCACCAAGACCGAAGAACAGUUGAAACAAAUUCAGGAUAAGAAUAUCGACAACAACAACACUUCCGAUGCAUCGAUAAUCGAAGUCCUAGAAUUAUGGCAACGUGUUUUCCAAGAGACAUUCCAAGAAUAUCAUCGUCUCUCCUCGCGACUAGUUCGAAGUCAAAAUAGUACAGAAGCUCUUAAGCUCUGGCGUCAAUAUCUCCAGCAUGUUCAAUCGUUUUUGUCAUGUUCCAUUCCCGACGACUACAAUAGCUUAAGCGAACAACGCCAUCUGUGUGAAAUUCAUCAAAACUUGCUUAUAAGCCAACAAUCUGUCCAAUCGAUUCAUACUGAAUCGAAUAAAAACGAUGACCCCUCCAAUGUGGAACAAUUCAAAGUCCUGACAAAUAUACACAAUGAAACUCUUUCGAGAAUUAACCAACGAAAUAGUGAAAUUGAAACCAGGAUGAAUGCAUGGAAUGUAUACCGCCUGGAGUUGAAUGCACUCUUUGAAUGGUUAAAAGAAAGAGAAAAGGAAAGAUCAAUGUUACAAUUGAGAUAUAUUCAUCUGAAGAGAGUUCCAAGGCUAAAACAGAAAAUUAGUGAACUCAUCAAUGUGAUUCCUGAGGGUGAGAAAAUGGCUGAAAAGCUAAAAGAUCAGCAGAAACUUCUGUUAGCCUUUAGCGAUGAUGCCUUGGCCACAUCCAUUCGAAUGGAACAUGCCUCAGUCAAUCAAAGAAUUCAAAACCUACGAGCUGCCCUUGAAACUUGGAAUAACUUCUUGCUAAAAAUAAGUUCACUUUCAGAAAGUUUCGAAACUAAAGUUAACCAUUUGAGGACAGAGUUUGCAAAUGGCCAGAAUUUAGUUGAAGAAACAACCAAUAACUUGCCAAGUGACCCGAAUAGAAUUUACGAAAGAUUGAAUGUCUUGAGAAAUCAAAGAAUUCACAUUGCAAGUCUUAUCCAAGAACUUGAAAGCCUAAACGUCCAUCAAGAGGAAUUGAAAGAGUGCAUAAGUCCGCAUGAUAUGAAGUCCAUUCGACAAACUAUCUGGAUUCUAUGGCAACAACAUGGUGAUUUAGAUUAUCAGCUGUCAAAUUUGAUAAACACAAUCGAGGACAGACUGUCAUUACUUUCAAUUUUCAAUACCCGCUAUGAUCGAAUCUUCACUUGGAUAAAUGAACUUGAAAAACGAAUCGAAAAGGAUUCCGAUAUGGGUAUGAUGCAAAGUCCUGAAGAAGCUGCCAAAAAUCUCGAGAAACAAAUCCAGUCUGAGCUUCAGCUGCGCGAGAAAGACCGUGAGUGGUUAUUGUCAACAAGCAGAGAGUUACUCUCUUUGUACAAUGAAGGACCCGAUGCGGAAACAAUACGCGCUGAUGUUCAACAAAAGUCUGAUAUUAUCAUUGACAGCUGGGAAAGACUAAAAUAUCUAUGUAAGCAGCGAUCAAAUAAAAUAUCAGAUCUCAAGACUACACUGAUGCGACUGGAUGAAAGAAUAGCCUUAAUUCGUCAAUGGAUGCUGGAAAUCGAAACCAAGCUUGCUGAAACAAUAGUUUUUGGCUCACACAUGCCUCCGCAAAUGGAAACAAAACUAAGCGAACAUGAUGUCAUUCAACGUUCUAUAGAGAAUCAAAGCAGUAAUGUAGGAGAAGUUCUUAAUCUUGCCGAAGUUCUGCUAAGUGACUCGGAUACUUGGAAAGUCCAUUUCAAUAUGAAUAACCUCCAAUCUAAUGUAGACAAUCUUGAAAAACGCUGGAAAAAUGUUUGCAAACAUUCGACAGAAAGAAAAGCAAAGAUUAUCAGAGUCUGGAACCUGCUACAACAUCUUGUCAAGCUUACCACCGACAAUAAACCUUGGGUUAGUAAACAAGAAGCCGACAUAGCAAGCUUAGAAAAAGACUUGAAUUCGCUCUCAAGAGAUGAAAUUUCUCAAAGGCAAAAGAGUGUCGAAGAAAUUAUCUCAAUUAUCAAAUCCAACAAUAGCAAGCUUCUGGAACUAGAGCAAAACUAUGCCAAAGUCGUAACAGAACAAGGAAUCGACCUUGAAAACAUGCAAAAACUGACAAUGCCUACAAAAGUCUUAAUCACCAAAUGGAAAGCAUUGCUCCCAAGAUGCUUUGCUAUUUUGGAUACAAUAAACAAGGAGGCGAAAGUUCACAGAGAUUUUAUGACUGCCCACGAUAAAGUCGUUUCCAUUCUUACCGACAUUAAUUCCCAGAUUGAAGAUGUUGAGAAGUCUGAUCCUCAAACAAGUUUGAAAAAUCUUGAACGCUUGGAAAGGAGUUUGCAACAAUCUUCAGAUGUCUUGAAGCAAGCUGAUGUUCUUGGAGAUCAAGCUAAAAAGGUUAAACAAUCAAAUGCAACAACGAUUACUGAGUUGAUAAUGGAGUACACAACACUCUGGCAACAAAUUCAAUUACGAAUCACAAAAGUCAAGACAAAUCUUUUAACCAAAGUGUCUGAAGCUCCAAUCAAAGCUGCAAGACUUAUGGAAAGCGAUGCAAGUGUUCAAGUUGAUAAUCUAUCAAAGAAGAAACAACUUCAUCGCAUGACUUCAAUAACACCCAAAGAUGCCUACAUCAUGGAACUCGAGACAGCAAUCGUAGAGUGUAAGAGUAACUUGGAUGAACUUCAACUAGCCAUAACGGACAAGACUCGCAAGCCUGGUCCUCAACGAAUCUCAAAACUAAUGGCCAAUGCCCAGUCGUCUUCAGAACUUAUGAAGCAUUUGAGCACAAUUCUUAUAACAGAAUGUUCGGCCAGUAAUAAUGAAGCGUGCACCGAGAUGGUCAACGAAUUGAUACUGCGAUUUGAGACCUUACAAUCUCAAUGGAAGGCACGUCAACAACACGAAGAAAGCGCAAGGUCUAAUAUUCCUGCCACUUAUAAUCUCACAUGUCCACAUGAUGUUGGCCGUUUAACAUGCCCUCUUUGUACACAACGCAACUGGCAACAAAUCGAUAAUGACUUAUGGCGACUUGAACAAUGGUUACAAUUUGCCGAAAACACACAACGUUCACAAACAUCACCGCCAAGUAAUAUUGAAGUUCUAGAAGAUGUCGUUCAGGAUCAUCGAGAAUUCCUGCUCGAUCUAGAAAGUCACAAAAUAAUUAUAACAUCAUUAAAUGUUGUGGGUGAUCAUUUGGCCACUCAUACAUUAGACACGGACAAGGCUCAGCAAUUGAGAGCAAGACUGGAUAGUGACAAUAGCCGUUGGAAUACAGUUUGUAUUAAUGCAACAAAAUGGCAAAGUCUAUUGCAAACAGAAUUGAUGGGUAACAGUGAGUUCCAUCAAAUCAUUGAUGAGCUCUGUACUUGGCUUCAGCAGACUGAACAAAAUAUUAAAGCUUCUGAACCUGUGGAUUUGACUGAAGAUCGUAAAGUAUUGGAAGCGAAAUUCCGAAAAUUCAAAGAACUGCGCGCAGAAUUAGAACGUUGUGAGCCUAGAGUUGUUAGCCUGCAAGAUGCUGCUGAUCAAUUACUGAAAGCAGUCGAUGAUAGUGAAACUUCAUCGCUCACUUAUACAAGAACUCUUUCUAGGUUAACUGACCUAAGGCUGCGUUUGCAAUCAUUGCGCAGACUAUCUGGAAUUUACAUAGUCAAACUGGGCGCAGUACUUGGCUACGAUGGAGAAAAUCUCGGAGUAUCAUUGCAUAUGCUUUCAAAUGAACUUCUGGAACAAUCUGAAUCAAGGAUUCAACCUUCUUCUUCUUCUAUUAUGACAUCAUCGCACAACACUGAAAUUGCAAACCCCGAAGAUGCUGUCGACGGAGAUGUUAUCAACACCACUGUUCUAGCACGCGGCUAUCGAUUCUUAGGUCGCGUUGUUCGUGCCUCACUUCCCAUACAAGCGCUCAUGUUGCUAUUACUGGGUGUUGCCACACUUGUGCCCCACGGUGAAGACUACACUUGCAUGUUCUCAAAUACAUUUGCCCGAAGCUUGGAGCCAAUGUUAACCUACCCUAACGGACCACCACCAACCUAAAAUCCAAAAUAUUUCCACAAUCCUAUAUUCAUAAAAUAAAAAAAAAUCAGUGAUAAUUUCAUAACAAAAAAUGAAAUAAAUUUAGAAUUAAUUCUGAGUUAGAUUUUAAAAUUAAAAAAAAAUUCUUAUGCAUACAAUAAAUACGCACAUCACGUUAUGUUAUAAAAGCCAUUAUCAAAUCGAUAACCAAUAUUCAUUACAACAAUAAACGAUGACUCGCUUGUUAAUUCAGAUCACAUGAAUCUAUUGCUUCCGCAGUCUGAUGUCUGAAGCACAAUUCUUCAGUUCUUUUAGUCUAAAAAUAAAUCUCCCCUUGUUUUUUUUUGUACUUAAAGAAGUGAAGAAAUGAUCUGAAACAAGCAAAAGAUUUUAAAUAAAAAAUAAAUAAAAAAAUAAUUAAUAUAAAAAAAUAUAUGUAUCCUAUGACGGUGCUAAUCCCCCCCUAUGAGAACAAAAAUAUAGAAUUUUCCUACAUUUAUUUGUUAGAGUGUGUUAAUUAAUGCAAAUCAAAAGAAAAAAAAAUUGAACAAAAAUCCAUCCAAUUUUUUUAUUUAAACAGUUUUUACUUUGUUUAUGUUUUUUUUUAUUGUAUUUUAUAAAAUAAAAAUAAUUAUAAUUUUUCUUUUUAAAUGAAAAAAAUGCUUAUAAAAUGUAAAAAAAAAAUAAAUAAAAAAAAAAUAUGUAACAGAAACGUAGUGAUCCUAUGAUAAAAUAAAAGAUGAAAGAUAUUUAUAUAAUACAUUUGUUACUUGCAAUAAACGAAUAUUUAAAUUUAGAUUUAAAACAUUGUACCUAUUAUACUUUAAUAUAAUCGAAAUGAAAAAUUUAAAAA